Xyrichtys novacula (pearly razorfish) is the source of this 56213-nucleotide messenger RNA. Lineage: Eukaryota; Metazoa; Chordata; Actinopteri; Labriformes; Labridae. The record is from the annotation of a GenBank genome assembly.
GCGGUCCUCUUCCAGCAGGUUCACACAGCUCUCAGCAUACAGUGACUGCAGGUGGCUGGGGACAUGAUCAGGAGCUGCUGUGACUUUGGAGGGGCAGGUCCCUGCCUCCUCUAGCAUGUUGGCGGGCUGGGGGACACCGGCAACAGUCCCUCUUUUUAGUAGAUUGGGUGUGGUGCCGGAGUUGAAAACUGAUGGGGAUACCAGCUGCCUGUCGUGUCUGCACAACAGCAUGGGCUACAAGCACAUGGUGUCUUUUGACGAUGCUCUCAGCAGGGCUUAGCAUGGGCUCACCAGCACCAGUGGGAUGGAGGUGUGUGGUGCCAGGCACAAUGUACUCAUGCCCUGGCUCAAGCACGGUCCACUUUAACAAGGUGCACCUUAAGUCCUGAACUGGUGACGACACGAGGCAAAGAUUUUUACUCCAUAAAUUACCACCUGCACACACAUUUCCUCCUCCUCUUGGCUUCUAAGACUCACGGUCACAGUGUUUGGGGCAGGUACUGGGGCCUGUACAGGAGCUGGCAUGACAUUGGCUGCAGUCCGUUUGGGCUGGCGAGGGGAGGGGCAAUUUUUCUGAAAAUGUCCAAUGCCAGAACAGUUGUGGCAAACAAUGUCUAAGACUAUUUUUUUUAGGGCUGUCAGUUUUGUGGGGUCACCCCUGCCGGAGAGAUCUUGGUUGGUCAGUGUGCCCUAUGGCCACUCUCUCUGGCUCCCCUGAGUGGGGCCCACUAUCAUCUUCGUGUAUUGUAGCUGCUCUUGUUUUCCUUUCAUUAGCAUUAGCAUUAGCAGCACCUGACUGCAUUAGCUGUGCAACUGUCUGUGCGGCCCUUUUGGUGGUUUCAUACCUGCGAGCUAUGUUGUAGGCUUCCGCCGGGGUGCGCAGCUUUUCCUCCAGGAGUUUCUGCACCAGCUCAGCGUCGGCCAGGGCAUUGGUAAAUAUCUUCACACCAAAUUCACUUUGCUCUAACUCUCCAUGGUCAGCAUAUGCAAUUUAAACUUUUUCAUAAAUGUGAUCUCUCAGUGUGUGCAGGCUUUCACCGGGUUUUCUGGUUCUUUGUCUCAGUUCUAUGCCAACAGAUGCAGCAUACCCUGAACAGGGUCCAUAGACAGCCUCAAACUCCUCCACAAUGCGCUGAUAACUCCACUGAGCCGACCGUUGAGUUUUGUGGAUGAUUGCCACAGCUGCCCUAGUCAAGCUGAACAUUAGCUGCACAGCCAUAAUCUUUUCACUCCAGUGAUUGGCUUUAGCACAACUCUCAGACUCGUAGAUGAAGUCUUUCCAUGCACCAGUCCCAUCAAACUGACCUGGCCGCAGUGUGGGGAUCCUCUCUCUCAGUCCAGAUGGUUGUGUCAGUGUGAGCUCAGAGUCUUUUUCAGCUCCUUACACCCCGGCACAUCCACUGCACAUUAAAUCCAGCUUCAUUCUGAUUUCUCUCUCUCUUCAGACAAUCCUGGACAAGUCCCCAGUGUUACUAAACUUGAGCUGGCAGACCCUCGAACCGUAAUAGAUGGACCACCCUUGGACAGCUCUCUUUUUAGCUUGUUGAGGUAAUAUAAAAAUGAUUGGGACCACGUUGGAAGAACUGCCAUUUUAUUUUCCAGCACUUCUGUACAUAUGAUCCAGCACUUGUGGCUACGGAGUCAGUUUCACAGUAUGCCUGCCUGAUCGAACCCCGAACACAAAUAUACAGAAUGCCCUGCUGACGUAGCCACGUAAUCCCUAGCCCCUCCCACAUAAUACAGUCACAGGCUGAGCCUGUAACACUGUGCUGUAAAACUUUACAGCAACUCUGGGCCCUGUUGUCAUGGUAACGGGUUAUACGAGCGUGGGGUGGAGAUGGGUGGUGGUGGUGGUGAGGCACCCUUGGCACAAGUGGGUGCGUGUGUACGUGUGUCUGUGUGUGUGUAUAUGUGUGGGUGACUUUUCUGUUUAUAAUUUAAGGGAAAGUGGGAAAUAAGGUGUGUGUGUGCGUGUGUGUAAGAGCGAUAAAGAGAAAUCACUAUAGUAUCACUUUUGAAAGCAGACAGCUCCUCUCUAAAGCUUGUUACACACACACACACACACACGCACACACACACACACACACACACACACACACACACACACACACACACACACACACACACACACACACACGUAUAGGUCCCACAGGGCUGAUUUUUGUCAAAUACGAAUUACCAUCCACAGUGAUAUUGGGAAUUUAUUUUAUCAUACUUUAUAGAUCAUAGUUUUAAUUUGAAAUGAAUAGAAGCAAAAUUAGAAAAAAUAGACUGACUAUUUCAUCUUAGCACUGACUGUAAAAUAUGGAACAACUGUGUAGGUGGACUGUAUUUGACCUAGCCUAUUCUUUAAAAACAGUUGGUCUUGGUUUUUUAAUCGAGUUACCGAGUUAAAAGACUUCAAUUUUGCUCCUCCCUCUGUUAGAAUUUACUGAAACCUGAACAUGUACUGUGGCGGUAACAAAGAUAGAUCUGCUGGACCGGGUGAGACAAAGACUGAAAGCCUAUAACAUCACUGAUAACAGCCGUCAUGCUUUCCUCUUACUGACCAAUCCCCUUCGAUUUAACCGAGUUCCUGUUUGUGCUCUGAUCCAAUCAGUGGAGCGGUUGCAUGUGCACUGGUCAACACACUGGGAAGAAGCUGGCUAGAGUUAAGAUGGCGGCAUGUGUGUGAUGAACCUGGGACCUAAGUUUAGGUUUUUCGCCAUUACACGAGUGCUAUGAAUCCUCAUAGACAGAAAGAUUGAAAGAGCAACAAUUCCCACAUUUUUAUAGGCAAGCCGGUGACUUUUGAUUGACCCCAUGACAUCUAUACACUUCGUGGUCCACCCGUUGCCCGGGACCGAGGACCAGCUCAAUGACAGGUACGUCGGCCCACAGUAAGGCUGAAUAAUCAUAUGUGGCUGUGUGCUGGUGUGAUAUACAGGGUUAGAGAUGGCGUUUGUGAUCGUUCUGAAGGCUGGCUCGUGUUUGUGUCUUGGUUCAUUUGAAAGACUCUCAGUCGGUGAAUCCAGGCCCAGCACUAGUAUCAGGUCCCCGUUAGCCUCCUGCUAGCUGCCUGAAUUAUCGGUCCAACUGCUAACUAGCUAAGGGGAGCUAGCUAGCUGUUUCCUCGGCUCUCCGGAAGGAUUGGCUCACAGUCAAACCUGAGAUAGACAAUGCGGGUUGGGGGAUGGGGAAAAGGAGGGAAAGAGGAGCCGUGAAAAUACGGUUGUCGGAGUUAUUACCACGUUUUUGUCGUAUUCACAGGGUUAUGGUUUUGUUAAGUCCCUCUGACGAUGGAGGAAGUUCUUGUUUAUCGUUGUCGAGGAAGAACUGCUAGCCCAUUGCGGCUAACCUAGAGCUAGUAACGAGCAGGCGAACCCGCGGCCAGGCUCCUUAAGCAGACCUGUUUCUGUGUCCCAGGGGGGAGUAUGUAUUUGAAUACAGAUGCCACAGUCAGUAAUGUAACUUUGUCGGUGUUAGGUAUUGUGGACUGAAGCCAUAACCACCCUUAAUGUAUAGAGCGGCAUUGAGACCAGCAUUUCAGUUAAUCCUGUGAUCCACUUUGGUCAGGAGUCCAGGCGUUGGGAGGGUGUCCUAUCUCAGGUUAUACCUCCGUAAUACCUGGACACAACAUUACUAACAGUAAAUCUGGGCAAUUUCAAGAACUGUGCUGUGAGGGAAAGCAUCAUCCUUUAUGAAUUUAUUGUUUAAAUACAUUCUUCUAUUGUAACCCAGUUCAGAAUAAGGCCACAUUUUACACAAAAGACAAUGUUGUUUAAAAUAUAUAUGUUUUUUAAGGGAACUUUGGGAGUAGACAGUCCAUCAAGCACUUUAUUUUGCAUAUAUUUUAAUACUUGAAAUUAUCACAAGAUUCUAUUUCUUUUUUAUUAUUAAAUAAUUACUUUGUAGCUAUCACUUAUAGUGGUCUGCUCAUCCCUGUUAAAAAUUAGGGGUAGGGUCACCCAUAGUGCAUACUCUCACCUUACAGAGUCAUGAUCAGAUUAAUGCAUUAUUGUGAAGUAAGCUCCAAAUGUUUAUAUUAUAAUGGGAAGAAUUUUGCAAAGUUGAUGUACCAUAGACUAGGGUUGUCCUAAUAAUGCAAUUUGACAUUGAUACAGAUUCAAGCAGAGUGUUUUGAUUCCUAAUACUGACCUGAUAGAUGAAACUAGCAGGAUGCAACACUUAGAUUUCAAGAUUUAUCAACAAAUUGAGAUUCUGCCAAAAGGCAAAUUUCUUCUUAAAGUACUUGAUUAAGAACAUAAUCAUGGUCAGUAUUAUUUCCACAUAUGUGGGGGUGUGCCUAUUUACUGGGUGCAUUCCCUGAUACCACAGAGCCACCCUAGAAGAAGCCACAAGCAACAAAAGGUAGUAGCCCAAUGUUAUUUGGCUGGUCAACCCUUUCAAUAAGAAUGCAUAUGAGACCCUUAAACAUCUGUAGCUUUAUCUAUGAGUCAUUAUGGACUGCACACGUUUUAAUCUGGUUGGUAAGAGUGACGUAAGGCUGCUGGAUUACAAGUAAAAAUCAAAAUCAUGAUCAUUCUUGUGGCUGUGUCUUUUAAGAUAAUUGGUCUAAAUAUCCCUGAUUUAAUACCUGUAUCUCAUAUAUUUAUGGGAGUAAAAAACAGUUGAGAAAUUCUGAGCUUUUUUAAGAACAGAAGCAAAAAAAAAUCACUUAAACUUUGUUUUCCAGCACGUCGAUCUUUCUGCCUUGAAAAUUAUCUCUGACAGUGCAAAAAGGGUCCAUGCUUUAACUUUUCACUUCACUCCCUGCUCUCCUCUCUCUACCUGUGUGUGCAUGAUAUUUUGUGCUACUGCAGCACAACAUGUUGAAGAUACAGCUGUCCAGGUUUCACUCAUGCAGCAUCCACAGCUUCCCGCAUGCUGAAACCGUGUUGCACAUCAAUCUGAGCUAAUAAUAACUGAGAGUGAGAGCUAUUUGUGGGAGGGGGCACAGCACAUGCUUUGCUGUAAAGGCAGAGGGGGAGGUGCGUGUCAUUUGUCUUCCAGGACUAAAGAAGUGCAGUAGGGCAGGUGGCACAGUAAUUGUCCAGUCAUGAUGAUCAGAUUUUUCUAAUCUUGGGGGGCCAUAACUGUAAUUUAGGUUUAAUAUAGAUUAAUCACGAGCCACUCAUGACUUUAAGUCUGUAGAAUAUGUAGAACUAAACAUAACAUCUUGCAACACAUGUACACCAAUCAACAUUUCCACAGCACUCCACUCUGAGAAGCGACAGGUAGGUUUAGCUUGACAAACUCAACUAUCAAAUUACUAACAAACUACUCCAGCUAGUGUGUUGUGUUUAGGUUUUUAGCUCAAAUGUCUGUUUGUGUUAGCUCACACCACCGCCAUAGGAGUAUAUUUCGCCAGCUUCACAAAUGAUGCAUUCCAGCAGUGGAGCAUGAUGUUUAAGGCUCUGCUGUCAAGGUAUACUCUAGAGGUUGACCAAUUACAGUUUUUAGUGGCUGAUACCGUUUAUGUGAGAGCAGGUGGUCAAUAUAGACUGCUGAUAUCACAUUGUGUUGGAUUUUUUGUUUGAUUAUCGUCUAAUAUACACGAUGUUUGUAUAUAUUUUACAUGUUUUCACUGAGAAAAGAUGAUAGUGUAAUUGGCUUUGUAAGGGCCGACGCUGCUAUGAUGCUGAUUAUGUCAAUGACAAUAAUUGGUUGAUCCUGGUCUUCACACAGGCUGAGAAAUGGAUACAGAAAUUGCCUCUAUCUCCCAUAGGUUUAACAAAAUAAGGACAAUUGCAAAGUAUUUCCUGUGACCAGAUUAGGAUUUCACAGUUAUCAUAGUUAACCUGCAACCAACGUGAUUUAUGCCAACUUUUUGUCCUAUGCAAGUCACUUUUUUGACCAAAUAAUUGUCCUGACAUAGCAUCAUGUUUGAUGAACUGAGCUAUGUAAAACCUGACCUCACAGACAACUCCUCAGGUAAAGUUUUAUUGACAGAUAGUGAUAGUCUGUCAAACUCUGGUGACCCCAUUGGGCCAAUCAAUUUAGCAUACUGACUUUUUUUUAUUGUCUGUUAUAAGCACGCAAAGUUGUUCUGGUUUGAGGGUAGGGUAAGAGAGAUGGUGGGCUGAAGGGCCAGAAAUCCAGAUUGGUAUGAUGCUGACCAGUAACUCGUAGAAGUCCGCUGACAGUUAAAGAUUUAUUGGCAUUCAUGAACUUAAAUGAACUUACUCACAAACCUACAAUCAGACUCAGGUUUUUGCUGCAUUCAUGAUAUUUGAUACUGGGAACUUGUUUUGUGUAAAUCGGCACAUAAAUUUACCAACAUUUCAUGAAUGAGACCCAGUGUUUGUUGGCGCAGCAUGCCCUGGCUCUGUGUAACAGGCCUGGCCGUUGUUGGUAGUGGCUGAUCAGAAUGGUGUCUGGUCAUGUGUGGACGAAGGUUAGUGUUGUUGCUGCAGUAUUUUAUCUUUAAUACUUCUGUAAACUCUUAAGUUUCUGUACCCCAGGCCACAUGGUUUGGCUCCUACUGUCUUCUUUUAUCUUUAUUUUGUGCUGCACCGUGGAAUUGUGUUUUUCAAAACUGCCCCCACAAAAUUUGUGACCAUAUGGACUCUGUAACAUGUGCAUGUGCUGAUGGCUAAUAACUACUGAAGCUGGUUUUUGAGAGCCAAAAUAGUACUUUUGGGAGCUGAAAGAGCUGUUUCUUGUUAAGUCAAAUGAUCUGAAUCCCUAAAAAGGGCUGAAAUUCUCAUCAGCAGGAGCACGCUUAAGAUGUUUUCCUGAGAAAGAGAUAGAAUUGAAACCCUACACUUAAACAGCAAGAAGGAAAGAGCACAUAGCCAUGUAAUCUGUGGAGCUUUGAGGAUUUGAUGUGUUUUGACUGAAUUAUUAGUUGAACUUGAGUUGUGAAUACAACUAUAGAAACGUUUGAGUAUCCCUCUCUCCCCUGUCAAACCCUACAUGUAGCUGCCCCUGUCUUUGUUCAGUUUGACCUGAUAAAAAUGGUCAGCAUGGAGAUUAAGUCAGAUGACUAAUUUAAGGUCUACCAAGAGUGUAUGAUGAGCAGCUCUUUUCAUGUAGUAACAAUGGUUUAUCUUUCUUCUGUGCAGUGUGAAACUAUCAGAAAUGUCUUAUUGAGGCUUUAAGAUUUUGACAAACAACAGUCAGUGGGAUGGCAGUAAAUACAGUUGGUAUAGUGUGAGUUUUUUCUUGGCUUCCUGGAUCGGACUCCCCUGAAUACCUCAGUCAAUUCUCUGAAGCUGUGUUCAACCAUGUCCACUUCAUUUCAAGCGUCAACUAGCUUUAAAUCUCAUGGCUGUGGCUAUGAUAAUUAGGUAUGAGGAUCAGUAAUUUUUAUCAAUACUGAUAUCGUAGGUGAGACUUGGAAAUGAUUUGAGUUCUAUCGGUACCGCUAAUGAGUCUUUUCUAUUAUUGUGUUACUCACUAACGAAUUUGUUCCAGCCUUUUAGUUUUUGCUCAAACUAAUUGUUUUUGUCUAGACUGAACAUUUAAUGUUGACUGAUCCCAUCAGUGUGUCCGGAGUGACAUGGGCCAGUAGAUUCUGACUGUAUGCUAACCAUAAUAUCAGUCUAUCACGUUAUCGGGGUGCUGUGAUAACAGCUCGUAAUAAAGCAUAUUUUGAAAUGUAUGGGACUGCAGAUAAAAAUCAACUUUUUUAUUGAACACAAUCUGUUUUCUUCUGAAACACCAUAUGGAGUAUUUGGAUAAUGUUAAGCAGUGGAUGGCGACGUGGCCUCAGGUUAUAUCACAAUAUUUCAAGAAAAUUUACUGAGCAGCAUUUAAGAGUAGGUGUCAGCCUGCUGGCAGGAGCAUUUAUCAGUGCAAACAGAUUGUUGGAUAUUUUCAUCAAAGUAUCAGGAGGCAUUAUGAAGUAGUGACAGAGGCAGAUUGGGGGGAGAAAAGGGGGCAGUGGGUAGAGUUGGAGUAUAGUGUUGGAGCUGGCAGCGUAACAUACAUAAUUAAAGGUUACACUAUAAAGACAGGGCAACAAAUCUGUGUCAGAGUUUCUGGUUAUUUUUUCCAUAUGUGUAGACAAGAUGUUUGACAAUAUGUAAACAGUGACUUUAUAUAUUUUCACAAUCCUCACAAAGACAUAAAUUAGGAGUUUUCAGGACAAAAAAUAAAUUGCCAUGUUGUACUGUAACCUAGCACAGUCCCUUUGUUUUUAUCAUCUGUGCUUGUUUCCUACCAUCCACCAAAUAUUUCAGCAGCAACAAUCAGCCAAACUCUCCCAUAAUAAUUGCUUUCCUGGUUUCCUGGGUGACCAGUCCUGCCCCAUCUAGUAUAUGAUUGAUUGGCUGGAGCAGAAGCAGCAGAAGCACCUAGUUGAACCAUUGAGGCUGAGAUGUUUCAGUCAUGACACCCUGAGCAGCUGAACAUUUGUUAAACAAACACUGCAUGGUCUGAAAAGGUGUCAGAGAAGUGAGAGAGAAAUGUUAUUACAGGGCUCCAGACUGCGACCAAAUGGUUGCAUUUUGAGACUAACAUCGGAGACAGUGCGAUAAAUUUUUCAUCUUCUCACGCAUGCGUGACCAGUAAAUUUGCCAGCUUUUUUCAUUUAUUAUUUUUUUGUUGCUGACAAACUUAUGCUCCACACUUCAGCCCACUAGUUGGCAGUAAUGCAAAAAAUGAGCUGGUUUGCCAACUCAAAAAGAAGAAGAAAGGAGACAAGAACAGAAGAAAAAGAAGAAGCCUGGCCAAUGUGUGUGAGAGCGGGGAGGCGAAUGACGACUGUGAUAGGUUAAUGUGUGAAAAGAGGCGAGUCUUUGGGGUUAUUGUGCGAAUCCACAGAUUUCACAUACCGGUAUCCUUUGUAAACAUUGGACAAUGGCGACGAAGAGGACUAUCAGUUCUUACUUUCUUCAUGGUAAAAAUAAUGUUCAGGAGAUAAAUCUUCUGCCAAAACUCAACCUCUGGCGGACCCAAACAGCAGGUUCAGACACACACUUGCAUUCGGAGAAAUAGGACAAUGGCUGAACAAGUGUGUGCAUUAGCAGAUUGCAAUGCUCUUAAGAAUGCUGAUUAUGAAACUAACUUUUAUCAUGUCCCUUAAGACAUUAGUGUCUGAGAGCUGAAUAGCUCCUAUGUAACCUGCUACUUCUACUACACCAGCAGUGUUAGGCUGCAAGCCAGUGUAAAGAGGGCUGUGCAGAGCAGUGCUGUCUCCGCCCACAACUCAGAGAUGAAUUGCUAAUGAGCUACUGGAGCUCUGCAGAAGAAAAGCCCUUGAAAAUGUAUUUUAUUUUAUUUUAUUUAAGCUUUAUUUAACCAGGAAUGUCCCAUUGAGAUUAAUAAACUCUUUUUCAAGGGAGUCCUGGCCAAGAGGCAGCAAAAAGUUACAGAUCAACAAUUGCAUACAAAAUAAUACAGGUAAUGCAAUUUUGGACUAAAACUUAAUAAUCUCAAUAUAAAGACCAUUGAGAACACUUCAAGCAGUUAAAAAAAACGAUCUGAGUGGGAUUUAAAGCUGUAUAACUGGUUUAUGUUGUCAAAACCAUUGCACUAUAAAAUGAGUUUAUAAGCUUGUAGUUUUUGCAUUUAUUGUCAAAGUCAGUAGUACAGUGUAUAUGAUAGGAAAACAUUACAAGUCGAUUUUGGUGUGCGCUCCCAAAUUUCCUGCCUGCGGCCCUAAAAUUUAGAGUUAGGGGCCACUGUGCUCCUAUUAAGAAAAGUUAGUCUGGAGCCCAUUUAUUAUUUACGAGUGUUUCCAAACUCUACAGGGAGCAUCAUUUCACUCCACAUAUAUUUAUCGUUGUUAUGCAUAUGUCAUAGGCUACUGUAAAGCCUUACAUCCACAGAGAAAAUGACAGAGAAAAUGAUUUUUUUUAUUGCUGCUGUUUAAUUGUUCAUUUCUGUCUGUAAAGCCUGCACAAGUGAUGCAGAACAGUCCUGUUAAUCACUAUUUUAAUGAUUUUAUCCUGAUCAGCUUGCCAUUGAUCCUAAUGUCAAUCUGGCAACAACCAGCCAAACUCUCCCAUAAUAGUUGCUUUCCUGGUUUCCUGGGUGACCAGUCCUGCCCCAUCUAGUAUAUUUUUGAUUGGCUGGAGCAGAAGCAGCAGAAGCACCUAGUUGAACCACUGAGGCUGAGAUGUUUCAGUCAUGACACCCUGAGCAGCUGAACAUUUGUUAAACAAACACUGCAUGGUCUGAAAGUCUGUGCAGCGUGCUUCUGAUCAAAGACUUUUUACCAUCUUUGUACAAAAGUUACAGUUUGAAGAUCUGCCUUAUCUUUUUGAGAAAAGCCAAAGCUGUGUUGUCUGGCUGUUUUCUGUGCCACCUUCACAGCCUGACAGCAUAAAGGACCCUCUAUAUUCUCUUAACUGCUGUCUUAACUUAACAGUUGCCUUUGUUACGAGGGGUGUUUCUGUGAAAGCAGAAAAAUCAGGUCUACACACCACCAGAGUGAAGACCUGAAAAAAUUCACCUUCUUCUGAUAUAAUUCAAGGUAAUAAACAUCUUAUAAAUGGAUUGCUUUAAACAUAACUUUGUCUCUGACAAGACACACAGCCAGAUAAGAUGAUGUUUGAGUUUUUCAUAACAAUGCCUCACCCUUGAGAAGAAUCCCAUGUAACAAAAAUUUAAAACAAAUAAAACCAACCAAAUUUAUAAAAAUUUUUUUUUUUAACAAAAAAACAAAAGCGAAACUGAAAAUUAAACUUGAAGUUAAAAAUGAACCAAAACUAAAGAGAAAACAAAAAGCCAAAAGUUAAUUAAAAUUUAAAGUCAUGAAAAUUGGAAACCUAUGACAAUCUUGAUUUGAAGUGCUGAAAUUGUGUCCUUGAACUGCACUCUUUGACUGCUAGAUUCUAUUCCUAUCAUCACCAGGACCAUCAGCAUGAAGAUCCAAGCACUGCACACUUGGACCACCAUGUUUCAGUGUUUGUGCUCAAUGAUGUCCUGUGCCAGUGAAAUAGAUCAUGACCUGAUGAAAUAUGAGAAUAUGUUCAGCAGCCACACACUAAACGCAAACGGACACAAGAGCCAGUGUGCACUGAUUUUGAUGGCUGUUGAAGUCCUGGCUGGAGUGGGACACUUGAAUAAUUCUGUCUGAUGUCAGACUGACAAUGUGGUGAUCACUUGAUGCAUUAUAAUCUAAGCUGAUUUCACAUCAAAAACAGGAGCUUCCACUGUGUCACCCACGCCAGUCAUUUGUUUUGGUGAAUGUGCUUGUAGCAGAGAGACGGCAGAGGUGACAGUGGAAUUGUGUCAGCUUGCUAGGAUUAUCUGUGGUUAGCCUGCAGAAGGACGCAAGUCUGUCACACUUUGUGUACAGCUGUUCCUGGGGAGCUACGAGACCGUGUUUUUGCACAGACAGAAACCAGCAGGAGGAGUGUGAGUAGGGAUGGGAAUCGAGAACCAGUUCUUGUUGAGAACCGGUUCCAAAUGGUUCAAUCCAUCGACAUUAUUUACAUUUCAUCUAAACAAUUCCUUUCUUCUGGGUGCCUUGAAAAACGGUCUCACGAGUGCCAUUCUAAACGAACGGGAACAGAGACAGGGAUAAAAAUAUAGCAGAUGGUACGAAAAGUAAGCAGAAACGAGCUAAAGCGUGGCUUAAUUUUACUAAGUAAGACGACAACAGUGCAACGUUUGCCGAGCAUGCAAAGGUGGAAACACCAGCAACAUGCUUAAACAUUUGUCAACGGGGUACAGCAUCAAAUACAAGGAGUCACAUGUAUUUGAUGCUCUCCGCUGGUUGUCAGCCGCUGCUGCUCUGUCUCAGCACGGCAUGGAAGGUUCAUAUAAUAGGAUGACCAUAUGUCCUCUUUACCCGGACAUGUCCUCCUUUGGGGGGCUGUCUGUGAGGAGUUUAUGAAAUCCUUCAAAUGUCCGGAAUAUGUAUCCAUUCAUUACAGAACAGUGCAGCGCAUCAGUGCUCUCUGCAGCUCUGCCCCUCCGCUCACUUCUAAGCAAAGUAGUAGUGUCCUUUUUUGGGGGGAUUCAGAAUAUAGUCACCUUAACAUACGUCCUGUGGUAACAUAAGCACAGUGCGUGUCAGGAAUGCUGUACAAAUAGCAUUUUGUUAAAAUAAUUAUAGACUCUCACUGAUGGUGGCACACAUCUUUUUCUGUUAUCUGAGACUCAAUAAAAUUUUAAGUUAACAGUAAAAACCUAUAGUCUACUUUUUUUCAUACGAAGAAAGAUAUUGAUAAGGGAAUCGUUAAAGGAUUGAAUUGAUAAGAAGAAUUGAUAAUGGCAUUGAUAUCGAUAAAAUCUUAUCAAUGCUCAUCCUUAAGUGUGAGUUUAGUACAUACUCAGAAGUUAACUGUUGUGGUAAAGAGCAGGAAAAAACUAGAUGAUGAGCAGAAACGAACCGUGCCAUAUAACACAGCAAUUUUGAUAAGAUCAACUCUUAUUUUUUACCUUUAACAUAACCUAUUGUCAGAAAUCACGUCUGAAAGCAAAUGUUCUGCUGUUCUUUGCACUCCUCCUUCUUUUACUGUUUUUAUGGUAAAACGUGCCUCAUUACUGACCGGUUUAACUUGUUAGUAAUCAGCUGGCAGACCAAUUAAUGAAAAGUGCAAACAAAAAUACCAAAUAAAAACACACACACCUCACUCGAAAGUAGGGCUGCACGAUUAAUCGAUUUUAAACCCAUCCACAUGGAAACGAAUUCAAGAGUAAACGCUAUUUUGUCGUAUCAGCGUUUCAUCCACUCGGAAAUGGCAUUUCGGGUGUCUGUAAAUGGUACUGUUUGAGGAUGGGUCUGAGAGCAUAAAUCUGUAAACGACUACCAUUUCAUCUCUGUGUGGAUGCCCAUCUGCAUCUGUCUUGACACAAUUGUGUGACAAACAGCGUAACUCUUUUAUGGCGCCUGUGCAUGUCUGGCCGAAACAACAUUUAUGUGCAUGCUGUGUACUCUUCUUCUGUCUUUUGUGCAUUUCCUGGGCAGCGUUACAGUGCCAUUUACUGGCUUUGCAUAUGCACUACAUCGUUUUCAGUGGUUUCGUUUAGAGAGAUGGUAGAAAACCUUUUUAUUUUUAGAGUGAAGUUUGGUGAAAUUGUCACCGAAUAAAAAAUCAAAAUUGAAAAUUGAGUUUUCAGAGAAAAAAUCUGGGAUUUUAUUUUUGGCCAAAAUUGUGCAGCCCUGUAAGGUUACAUUUGCUCAAGUGGUGUACAGUUCCUCCCAUAAGACAGUUGCUUCCCCUUAUUAAUACCUCUGAAUUGAUUUGUUGUAUCUUAGGAGUAAAGAUGAUGUUAAUCUUAAUGUUGAUAACAUCAGACCAAAGUCAUCUCUUCCGCUGCAGCAUCUCUGGGGGGUUAUUCCUGUAAGUGGCAGAUAUUUGCCCUGUGACAAAUGGUAACACCGAGUCAUUACUAUAAAUGUGUGGAAGAACUCCUUAAGUCCUGAGAGCUGGACCUGCAUCUUUUACUUUUUUGUGUGUGCACAUUUGUAUGGUGUUAGAUUUAGCCCCAUACUCCUGGUGUCUGAGUUUAUAUGAAGUUUUUACUUUUGUUUUGUUGUUGCUUUGCCUGAGUCAGAGCCACACUGAAUUUCUUAAGUCUGUUUCAUACGUGGGAAUAGGUAUCUUCAUACCCCAUACCAGAUUUUAAAAUUAGUAAUACCUAUUGUAUUCAUACCAAAUGCUUGAAAAGGAUAGGUUUUUUAUUUUUAAAAUAACAUUUAAUAGUGUUUAAAAGUUCGAAAAACCUCAAACAAAACUUCAGCCAUCAACCUAAAGAGAGAGAGCAGCUGGGGUCACACGAGAAACAACACAUCUCAUUCUCAUGGAGGCUGUGCACCAAAAUGUUGGUGAAGCAUGACGCCUGUGACCACUACCUUUAGAUGUUGACAAACGGCACACUGUUAGUUCAUGGGCUUAAAAUCUAAGUGUAGGCUCAAUUGUUAUGAAUGGUUAUUCAUUAUUAGGUCUACUUCUGGCAGUUUUACUGAUGAUGGAGAAUGCUGCUGUAUUUUACAAAAGCGGCCUUCUUAUUUGCUGCCAUGCUUGUGGUGAAGUGAGUCCUGUUCAUCACACAUUUCAGUGUCAGAUUAUAAAUUUGUUUUGCAGGAUUAACACUCAUGCUUCAAAUGAGUUAUGAUGUGGUUUUGAAUUCUUACAGCUACUAAGAUGAUACAUUUUGAUGUGUCGUAACCACUCUGAAGUGCAGAUGUUUCACUUCUAGCAAUUACUUUAAUUGUGUAGGUCAGCCCUCAGUUAUGACUUCUGCUGUUGAGUUUUGCCAUUUUGAAGUAUGUUUCUGCUUUCUUGUUAGGCUCCGUGAAGUCUCAGAGAAACUCAACAAAUACAGCUUUAAUAGGUAAGUUUUUGGCAACACGGUGUAAGCUACUCAAGUGUUUGGUUGUAAAAAUGUUUUUUUUUUUUUGCCAUUACAGUGCUAGUAACUUUGUCUUUUGUUUUUUUUUCCUUGUCAAUACAGUCAUCCACAUCUUGGUCUUUUGGAGCAGGCAACCUUGAAACAGUGUGUUGUGGGUCCAAACCAUGCUGGAUUUCUACUCGAGGUAAUGCCCAUAUACAGCACAUUUUGAGCCUAAUAACCCCUCUGUGUUUGAUUUCACUGCUGUCUCCCCAAAAUCCAUCAAUCAAAUCUUUAGGGGAUGUUCCAAAGUGACUAUUUUCCCGGUCAUUGAAAUGGGAAUUAAAGUUAUAACUAACGAAUCUGUUUAAAGGUAAGGUAGGGCUGAGAAAACUCUUAACACUGAUGCCAAACAUGGUUAAUAUGGACAUGAACGUGGUUGCUUGAGGAUGAAAACCCAUGAGGACAUGCAUUAACAGAUUUUUCAAUUAACAAAAACAACACGUUUGGGAAAGAUGAAAUGCAAUCAGACAUAGUUGUGUGCAAGGGAGGUGUGGGUUAGGAUGAGAUGCAGUCAGGAUUAACAUUAAUGAUUUAUCACAACCCACCCAAUGCACUCUGUUUGUCAUGAAACUAAAGCGAUAAAAUGUCCAUGAUAGGGUAAAGAAAAGAGCAGACAUAUGGACGAAUUUAACAGCUGAUGCCAAGGAAUACCAGCUGCUUUAAAAUAAUGUAGAGACACAAUCAGAAACAUCACAAACCUGAGGCCAGAUUUUUUUUCUGCACACGUGUGUGUUCAUUGCUCUAAAACUUUGAGUCUAAUUACAGAUACAGUGGAUAAAAAAUAGGAUAUUUUAAUUUUUUUAAUUUUUCACUGGCUUGGACUUGAAGUCUUUUCUGUCAUGCACAUCCCUCCCACAGAGAGCACAGCAUGAUUGUAAGUCUAGGCUAGAUUGCCUUCCUGGGCUUUGGAAUGUAGAUGUUACACAAGUAAGUGUGAAGAGAGUGAACUGUUGCCUCUGUUAGAGACGACAGGACAGUGAUGGAGCAGAAGACUGGGAGAGAAGGACAGAUAUGUCCUUGUCUCUGCUGAGUUUUUGAUUGAGCCUCUGCCUCAAUUACUGGGUAACUUCUUUACUUGAGACAGAAAAAAUUUGGCACAAGCUGACAUUUGGAAAAAAUAAAAGAAUACAAAAGAAGAAAAAAAAACAUCCCAGCUCUAAAUCCCAGUCCCUCAAAAUACACUCUUUGAUGUUCCUCCUCUGCGUCGUCCACACUGCUAACUUUUUUAUUGACAUGCUGUCAGUUCAUUAGUGAUGUGGUAUCUAAUGACUUUCUGUCCUUAAACCAUAAGGUUGAUUAAAUGAAGAGAUAUACGCAUAGACUUAAGAAGUUUUAUUCAGACUCUGAGACAGUAUCACUCAACAAUAAAACAUAUCAGGUCUCCGUCCUAUCCCUGCAAAAGUAGCAUGCAGCUUCCUAUGAAAGUAAUAUGUGAUCAUUUGAGGGUGUCAGCUCUAGUGAUGUGGGUCGCACAAGAGGCCAUUGUACUUCUCAGCUCCCAUGAAUACUUUUUGAUAGUUUUAUCCCUCAGAAGUUUUAUCCAUCAAAUGAGUGGUUUCAAAAACAAUGUCUUCAUCUCUUUCAGGAUGGACGUGUGUGUAGAAUCAGUUUUGCUGUCCAGCCGGAUCGCCUGGAGCUCAGCAAACCGGACAACGGUGAUGGGUGAGUCCUCUUUUAAACUGGCAUUCGUCAUGGGAAGUGUUGUUGCUUUGAACUUUUCAGAUGGUUUGAAAGUUUCUCUUAGACAUAACCUGUGCAAAACACAGAUGCUCAUUUUUUUUAACGGAGGUCGCUGUGACUUGAGAUCUGCAAGUGUGCCCUCUGUCGCGCAAAGGUAUUUGGUCAUGUAUUUAAUGUCAGGAAAUUACUCAGGCUUUUGCUAAAAUCUUUCAUUACCAUCAGGAGUUAAAGUUGAAACUCAGUCACAGAUCUAGAACCCAAACUGUGCUCUAGCAGGUAGCUGUUGGGACUGCUGGCUGCUUUCUCAAGUUUUAGUUAUUCUGUGUGUUUAGAGUCUUUGUCAUCCAAAGUUUCACGCAGUUUCAAUUUAGAGUAGUGCCACCUUAUUUACACCUCUUAUUCACACCAUAACCUUCAUCAACCCACAGUGGAGUUUUUACAAAGCUUUAUGAGUCAUUUGCCCUGAUAGUCCUGCAAGUGUGAGGUACCUAUGGGUGUACUGUUCUGGGUUUCUUUGGCAGGUUCUGACAAUUUACCCAACAAUGCCCAACACAAUAUGUGGUUCUGAUCGACAACAAAGGUCGGGGGAUUGUGUAAGCUUAGCAACUGUUGGUUUGAAUUUGCUGUGUCUCUGUAUUGAUGUGUAUUACUGUUGAUGUAUUGAUCUCCAUGCAAGGUUCAGUGUUCUUUGUAAUGAAAGGUUUUAAACAUCCAGAUGUUAUCAGUCUAAUUUUGUGAGUAUAGUUAGUAAACGGAAGCAGCUCCCAACCCUAAGACAAAGAAAGACAACCUCAAAGGAGUGAUGAAUUGCAACUAAUUCUGAUUCCAAAAGGGUGUUGCCAUGCUAGUCUCCCAAGUACCCCCUCCUGUUGCUCAGUAUAAAGAAUUAGGCACAGAAAAUUAAUCCUGAACCAAGCGGUGUGAUUUACAAUUACCUGGGGUGAAUUAGACUUCAGUGGCCUGGGUAAUGAUUGGAAGUUUUUGGUCCUAUUUGGGACUUCUCUAGGUUUGUAACUGAUCUCCCAUCUUUUGUUUUCAGUUCAAAGUUGAGCAGUGGUUCAGGGACAGGAAGGAGCUCCAGGCCAGGCAGGACUAGUGAUCCACCCUGGUUCCUGUCUGGUUCUGACACACUUGGCAGACUGGCAGGCAACACCCUUGGGUAAGUUCUGGUAGGGUUGAUAGAGAACAAUUGUCCUGACAAAGUAAAUUAUUCAGUGCAAAUUAGCACUGUGGUAGGGGGGUUAUCUUAGUUAUCAUUCUAAGACUUUAACUGAAGGGUGCUUUGAAAAUCUAAUGAAUAUGUAACCAAAUGGCAUCAUACAGAAUCACAAAUGUCCUCCCCUGAAUUUGAAGGUGUAGUCGUUUUUGCUGACAUUUGUGACACGCAACUAACCAAGUGCCUGAUUCUCAACUGAAGGAAUUCUGGUUGACUUGUCGUUGUUCAGAAAGCCUCAAAGGGUGCCAUAUGCUGAUCUAAAACCAGCUGCUACUACUGAUAGUCAAAGAAACAGUACCUUUCUAAUAUUUUAAAAAGCAUCUUGUCUGAUGUCACAAAGACUGAAUCCCUUGGUUCUCAGAUAGUGGUGUGUUUUCUGCCUGCUCUGACAGCCAGAUUUUGAAUUUGCCAGUUGUCUCUGAUCAUGACCUUGCACUGUAUGAAACAGGAGUCGCUGGAGCUCCGGUGUGAAUGGAGGUAGUGGAGUAGGAAGUGGAGGAGGAGCAGGGGGAAGCGGAGCAGGAAGUGGCAGCAGUGGAGGAGGAGGUGGUGGAGGAGGAGGAGCAGGAGGAGGAAGUGGAGGAGGAGGAGGCACAUCAGGAAGGUCUUCGACAGCAGCUCGGGAUUCCCGUCGUCAAACCAGGGUGAUCCGUACAGGAAGGGACCGUGGCUCGGGUCUUCUAGGUAGUCAGCCUCAGCCAGUCAUACCAGCCUCUGUCAUCCCUGAAGAACUGAUUACUCAGGUACAGAUCUCUCUGCUUUUCUCCAUCCUCCUGAAGACAUUAUAGUGUUUUUUCUUUCUUUGUUCACUAAUACGCUUCAUUGGACUAUGUUUUCACUUUCUGUUUUUACUUUCCUGUAGGCCCAGGUAGUUCUUCAGGGGAAGUCCAGGAGUGUUAUCAUAAGGGAACUCCAAAGGACAAAUCUGGAUGUCAACCUUGCAGUCAACAACCUGCUGAGUCGAGAUGACGAAGAUGGAGAUGAUGGAGACGAUACUGCCAGCGAGUCUUACCUCCCUGGAGGUUCGGCAAAAUGAAACAGAUCAAUGGGAUAGAAAGGAAAUUAGCUGACAUGCAGUGAUAAAUGUUGUAAUGGCCUACAGCAGUUUGAGCCUCAUGUUACUUCAAUUAUUUUUUUACUCAUCUUCAACUGUUUGUGCUUCUGCUCUGUUCAGAGGACCUGAUGUCCCUGCUGGAUGCAGACAUUCACUCAGCUCAUCCCAGUGUGAUCAUUGAUGCUGAUGCUAUGUUUUCUGAGGACAUCAGCUACUUUGGCUACCCUUCUUUUAGACGCUCCUCCUUGUCUCGCUUAGGAUCUUCCAGAGGUAAGUCAUCAUCACACCUCUGACAAGAUUAAGAAAGGGCUGGAUAAUAGAGGGGCUGUAGCUGUGAGUGAUGAUUGCUUUGUUGUUGUUGUUGUUGUUGUUGUUGUUGUUGUUGUUGUUGUUGUUGUUGUUGUUGUUGGGAUUGAGCUUAAUAGCUAAGAAUUAAACAGGAGUUUUCUGACGAGGAAAACAGUUCAGUUAUUUUUCAGUUUUUUGAAGUAAAAAAUCAUUCAGCUUGUUUGCUGUGACAUUUUUCUCUCCAGUCUGUUUAGUCAUGUUUGCAUAACAGAGUUAAGUCUAAUAGACUAUUCUUGUUUGGUGUUGUAUGAUGCAUGUAGUGCAUACUGUGUGCUCUCUGAGAAAGGCCCGCUAGGACCACUUGUCCUGACAGAGAACUUUUGAGGCAGUUCAAUCAAAAAACCGACUGAGCCCACCUGUAGGCCACAUGCAUGCUUUUAUAUCUGUCUACUUACUUCUUCCUCUGAGUCUUAUAUUGACGAGUGCGCAAACUGACUCACCCAGCAGUACAAUUUUAACUCCCACUCAAUCUUCUGUACUGCAAUUUUGAUUUGCAUUACAGUGAUUUGAAAGAAUCUCUCUCUCUCUCUCCUCUUAAAAUUAUGUUGACGGGUCUUUCCCAGAGAGUGGCUUACUCCUAUCCCACUGGUGUGACCUUAUUGCAUACCAGUUCUCCUUCUUCCCUUAGAGCGAGACUCAGAACUGUUGCGUGAGCGGGAGUCAGUAUUGAGGUUACGUGAACGCCGGUGGCUUGAUGGGGCCUCAUUUGAAACAGAGAGAGGCUCCACCAGCCGUGAUGGUGAGCCAAGCUUGGACAAAAAGAGUAUCCCGGUCCAGAGCCCUGUUUCUUUGGGAGAGGAGCUUCAGUGGUGGCCUGACAAGGUAAAUGGAAUCACGGUUUUUGAUUUAGUUCUUUCAUGACUCCUAUGAUGGGUUUGUGAAAAUAUAUAAAGAUUUCGUUAAAAGAAAAUAACCCACGAACCUUUACUUUUGCACUGUGAGUGGAAAGUUGCUUAGUUUUACUGAACUUGCUUGAACGUGCUUUAUCAGACGAUUCCUAGUUAAGAGCGCUGAUUUUUUUUUUUUAGGAUGGUGUUAAGUUUGUGAGUAUUGGGGCCAUGUUCUCAGAGCUGGUGGCUGUGAGCUCCAAAGGAGAACUUUAUCAGUGGAAGUGGAGCGAACCUGAGCCUUACAGGAAUGCACAGGUGGGGAAUUUGUUAUGUAAAUGGAAAAGGUUGUGUUACACACUAUAUCCUAUUUAAUUACUGGGAUAAAACAUACAGCUUCAAAUCACAUGUUCAAAAUUUGGAUGUCUAAUAUCUUUUUUUUUUUUUUAAUUCAUCACUCCAGAAUCCUUCGAUUCAUCACCCACGUGUGUCCUUCCUCGGCCUGGCUAAUGAGAAGAUCACCUUAUUGUCUGCCAAUAGCAUAAGAGCCACGGUGGCCACUGAGGCCAAUAAGGUGGAUCAUGCUUUUCUUUUUAUUACAGAAAGUUUCAGAGAGUUCUUGGUAAAACUAUUUUGGUGAAGGAUAUUUAGUCUAAGCACAGAACUCUUUAAAGUUACAGGUUAACAUUUUUUUUGUGAAGGAAUGGAUUCUUCAUUAACGCAAAUUUUUAUGAUAUAGGUGGCGACCUGGGUAGAUGACACUCUUAGCACAGUGGCCUCAAAGCUGGAGCACAGCGCUCAGGCUUUCCCUGAGCUGCAGGGAGAACGUCUGAUAUCUCUGCAUUGCUGUGCUCUCUACACUUGUGCACAGCUGGAGAACAGCCUUUUCUGGUGGUGAGUUAAAGGAGAAAAUUUUUAUAGAACAAUACUGAAUGGGAAGUUGAACUCCAAAUUUUUGAACACAGCAUGGAGUGUGAGCAUACUUGCCUUGCAAUUUAUCCACCUCUGUCUGAUAUGUAUGGUGGCCGAGAACCACCACUGCUGCAAAUAAAAAAGAAUGAACAAAAAAGAAACCACAACGGAAGUUACUGAUGCUAAAAAAAAAAAUAAAAAAGAAACCGAAGCCUGCUGCAAAUAAAAAUAGAGAAACGGUGCAAAUUUAAAAAACAAACAAACAAUGGAAGGUAAUGACGCAAAAAUAGGUGGUGAUGCCAAAAAAAAAGUUACUUACUGCGAAAAUAAAAGGAUGCAGUGGAAGUGAGCUGCCAGGGACCAACAAUGCCGAUGCACCAGUGUUUUACGAUCUAGGCACAGAAGACGACGGCAAAAAGACGAGCAAAGAAGUUAGUGGAGAGGUUAUUGUUUAAUUUCGCUUCAUGUGCUUUUCAAUGUGUCAUUUGGUUAGGCCAUGUAGCGCUUUAGUCGAUAUGAAGUUGAUCUGAAGGCUGCCGGUGUAGAUUUAGCUUCAGUUCAGCUUCAUACCAUAUAAUUCAGCGAGAACCACUGACAAAAGAUCAAUUUAUUUUAUGUGUUGAUGGGGAAACCUGAUGAACUAAAUGGAAAUAAGUCAAGGCCUGUAAAUGUCUGAGCACAAAGAUAAUCAGGCCACCAGGACUAAGUCUCAACAUAGUGGUAACUUCCAUAAGUAAGGUGGGUAUUGCAUGAUCAAAUAUGUUAACAAAUGCCCUCAUGGUGCAGCCAGAUGCACAAGUGAAUACAGGGUGACACACUGAGUGCAGUGCAGUUCAUUUGAACUGACCCACUGUACAAAACUUUUAAAACACUGGCCUUCAAACUGUCAGAUUUAAGGAAGGAUAUACCAUUUAAUGUUGUUUUGGACAUUCAGUGGAUCUUUUUAAGGAAGUGGAUCUCUGAUAUCCUGCAGAGCAUUAGUCGAGACACUUCUCAUGGCCUAUGCAAGAGGGUUAGAGAGUUGGGUCCUUAAUUAUUAGUGGAUAGCUGUCUUUAUCAGGAUAGAGGAACAAAGAAUGCUGAAAAACUGGAAAUGUUGUCUUCUUUCAAUCUUAAGGACAAUUACCAAUCAGUUACUGAGAUAUAAAGACAUAUCGCAUGGUUGAGCCUGUAGCUCUUGUCUUUUGAGAUACAUUUGGGGUUGGGGGUAAAAUAAAUUUCCUUAAAGACCUGACAUUUAGUGAAGGUUUGAAAGAUAUAUCUUUGUCUUAUAUAAGGGGGAAAAUGAUGUAAGUGUUGAAGAAGUAUUUCCAGUCUUUACAAUGUUUUCACCUCUCUGCAGGGGUGUCGUGCCUUUUAGUCAACGGAAGAAGAUGCUUGAAAAGGCCAGGGCCAAAAACAAAAAGCCAAAGUCUAGUGCUGGCAUCUCCUCAAUACCCAACAUCACUGUGGGCACACAGGUAAGACAGGAGUACCUAUUGUAAAGAUUUUAGGCUCGAUAUCACGUUUAACUAUGCAUUUAAUGGAUUUAAAUACAUAUCCUCUUGUGUUCCAGGUGUGUUUGAGAAAUAACCCACUCUACCAUGCUGGUGCAGUAGCCUUCUCAGUCAGUGCAGGAAUUCCUAAAGUAGGAGUCCUGCUGGAAUCUGUCUGGAAUAUGAAUGACAGCUGCAGAUUCCAGUUACGCUCACCAGAGAGCCUGAAGAACAUGGAGAAGACCACUAAGAUCCAGGAAAUCAAGUUAGUAUUAUUGAUUUCAAUAAGUUGGUAGAUCAAUUUUAACUCUGAGAACACAGAGUGUAGCUUUCCCUGGAUAACAUGAAAUAAAUAUCUUUCAUAACUCCAUCUUGUUCCACAGGACCGAAAGCAAACCAGAGCUUGUGAAGACUGAAAUGGGCCCCCCACCAUCCCCAGCUUCUACCUGCAGUGAUACCUCUUCAAUUGCUAGUAGUGCCUCACUGCCCUAUAGUACGUCAGCUUUACUCUCUUUUACUUUCAACAACACUCAUGUUGUCCAUUUAAAUCAUAGGACUAGCUGUAUCAAUGAUAAAGUUUAUGAAAUGCAACAGUCCUCGUCAGUAAUACAAUGAUAUACCAUUUAUAAUUCUGCCAUCUGAGUGCUGCGAACAUGUCUUAAAACGAGCAAAUAACUUGCUGUGCAGAAAGUGAGGCUUAUUCCCCCAAGCCUAGUGAAAUAUUUCUUUCUGUACUGCAUGGGCCUUUCAAAUACACAUACUUAAGCCACUUAAAAACAGUACUGAUUUAUUACUUGACCUUAUUUUUGGACAGCCCUCCUUUCGCACUGCACUGUGUUUUUCUCAAAACAAAAAGUCUGACGAUUUCUCAGCAUCUUAAUCCCAUUUGUCAGCUGUCUAGCUCAUAAGGCUGUUUGUUGAGCAGAGAUUGAAAACGAACUUCCCUUUUCUUAAGAAAACACUGUGGGCAGGUUGCAGUUCAUUUUCUGAAUGUCCACCAUGUGUCAGAGGCCACUGGAGGGAGCUCCUGAGAAAAGCUUCCCUAAAAAAAUGUCAAUCUCUGUGAGCACAUUAAAGGAGUUAUACUUUUAUUCAUCACUUUUUCCCCUCACAACAAAAAUCAGGAGUCAGAAACUAGUUUUGGCCACAAAUAUCUUGUGUAGAGAAUACCCUGAACCACAAAUCACAGAGACAAACCCUGGGAUUGUUUUUCCACUGCUUCAGCCAUGGUGACACCCAGGAAUCACUGUGAACCUGAGCCACUAAUACUGGUCUAAUGUGCCUCAAAACCCCAAAGUGAAAUGUUAACAAAUUAGGUUUAGACUUUUACAGUUCACCCUCUAGUGAGGGGAGAAAAGGUUAACCUAAAUGAUGGAAAUAAUGCUCCACAGCCUCCCCUCCUUAAAUACUGAUGAAUUUCAUUAGGGGAGUGCAGCUUUCCUUUACAAGGAUUCAAUCUGAUUGAAUUCAAUCUUCGAUGGCCAGGAUCCAAUUAGGGGACAGUUUAUAAUGAUUAAAAUGAUUAUUAUUGGGUUUGAUUUUGUUCAUACUAUCUGAUUUGAUUUGGUUCAAAGUAGUAGUAAAUCUCCCGAACUGGGGGACUUUUUCAAGCCGGGAGUCAGUCAUGUAACCAGGCCACCCUGGCCUUGCCCACACAUGCACACCCAAACUGACAUGCAUGGGCACGCAUACACACAUGCAUGUAGGUAUACACACACAUGCACUAACUCACUCACACAAUUCAAAACAAAUAUGCACUCCAAUAUUGACAUAGUAGUCACUACAACACCCACCCUAAUGUCACAUGGACAUUUUCAGGCCAUGACCCAUCUGUGGAGAUAUUGACCCACUUGAUUUGCUCUUGUAUUUAUUUAUGUAAUAACGGAAUGAUUAUAUCCCGUUUGUUGCAUAAAUUAAUAAUUAAAAAAAACAGUUUAUAUAUAUGUAAAUGGCUUGUAAAUCAGUGAUUUUUAAAAUCCCAAUCCUUAAUUUAAUUCCAAGGCCAGGGCCUAGGCUACAUAUUUACACUGUAAAAGUGUACUGCCUCAGGGACCCUUGGGGGUCCCUGGACCUAUGGACAGAACCAGUGUUUUUUUUUUUUUUUACACAUAACUUACUUGCAGACGCAUCUGUGAAGUUCUGGCUGUCUUUGGUGUGUGAUGCGCAUAUGUGCUGUGCGUGUACACAAUGGCACUCUAUCCUCAGAACAGGAGAGAGUGCAGGUGGAGGAGACUGACUAAGCCAGUGAAAAAGAGGGCAACGUUCAACCACAAGGGCCUGUGUUAGAGAGAGCAUUGAAACAUAUGCACUUGCACAAACGCGACCAGUUGAAAUUUGUACUCACAUUUGGUAAAAGGUCUUGCAUGCGAUUUUGGUCACAGUCUUGAGCCCUGUUUGACCGCAGUGUGAUGGAAGCCAAGAGCUGACACUUAGUCUGGUUUAUAGUAACUCUCUUUUUCACCACUCGUGUUUGUUUCAUUGGUUUUUAAUUGGAUGUAUCAGGAUUGAAGGACUCAAAAUUGUGUUUGUUAUAUUUGUAACAGAGCGCAGACGUUCCACCCCGGCUCCAAAAGAGGAGGAGAAGGUGAAUGAGGAGCAGUGGCCUCUCAGGGAAGUGGUCUUUGUGGAGGAUGUUAAAAAUGUUCCUGUGGGAAAGGUUGGUACUCUUGAAAAAAGGCAAAAGAUCCCUCAUGUUCUCAAGAUUGGCGAUGUCAUGAAAUUGUGAAAAAUUUGGAAAUGUGGUUUUAGCCUCUGUCUUCUCUGAGAAUAUGUCAUCAAUAAUAGAGACUGAUCAGUUAGUUGUCUGGGCCAAUUGAAGGCAUUUUGACUAUGUUUGUGUAAAUAGAAACACAUUUUUCCAUCCUUUAUGAAAGUAUAACAAAAAUUAAACAGUUAGGGGGUUGUGUUUAAUAUAAAUUAUCUUAUGGUGUAUAGAAUACCUCAGUUUGCUAUUGCUCUUGACAUAUAAAUGUCUGCCAUGUACUGAAAUUUAACCUAUUGAGCAUAACCCAGAGAAUUUGUCUCUUUCAUCACUUUAUUAAGGAUUAAUCUUCAACAUGUCACUGGCAAAAAUGAAUAUGACAUUUAAAUAUAUGUGGAAAUUGAAUUAGUAAUUACAAAUAACUGGUCAACUUACAACUUCUAACCUUUAAUUCACUUACUAGGUGCUCAAAGUCGAUGGUGCAUAUGUUGCGGUCAAGUUCCCAGGCACUUCAAGCAGCGUGAGCAACCAGAACAAUGCUGCUCCUAUUGACUCAGACCCAUCAUCACUGCUGCAGGACUGCAGACUCCUCAGAAUAGAUGAGCUCCAGGUGAUGCUUAUCUUCCUCUCAGGAUUUUAAAUUUAAAGUGAAUCAAUGUUUUUGCAGCUGUGUGCUGCUCUUCCUCUCAUCUUUAUGUUGUCUGCCUCUUUCUGUUUCUGACAGGUGGUUAAAACUGGCGGGACCCCGAAAGUUCCUGACUGUUUUCAACGAACACCUAAAAAGCUCUGUAUUCCAGAAAAGGCUGAGAUAUUGGCUGUGAAUGUUGACUCCAAAGGUGGAUUGUUAUGUGUUUCUUUAUGACACUGAAUACAUAAAGUUUUUUAAAUGUUUUGGUGGGUGGGUAAUGUUUUAGUUUUCUGCUGAUUUUUUUUCUAUACCUGAAAUCUUUGUCCAUCUUUCAGGAGUCCACGCAGUCCUUAAAACUGCUAACUGUGUGAGGUACUGUAUCUUUGACCUGGCCACAGGCAAAGCUGAACAAGAAAAUAGCUUCCCGACUAGUAACCUGGCCUUCCUUGGGCAGAGUGAGCGCAAUAUUGCCAUCUUUACUGCAGGACAGGUAAGAUGAUAUCCCCUCAUGGUGGUUUGUUAAUGCUUUUGCUCUUUGCCCAUGAUAUAGGACAGCCUGGCUUUAUACAGAUCAUAAUGUUAGUAUUAAAUUUCCUCCAGGAAUCUCCGGUCAUCCUUCGAGAUGGGAAUGGCACCAUCUACCCAAUGGCCAAAGACUGCAUGGGUGGAAUCCGAGACCCUGAUUGGUUGGACCUUCCCCCUAUAAACAGUCUUGGAAUGGGGGUGCACUCUUUGGCAAAUCUGCCCUCUAACUCCACAAUUAAAAAGAAAGCUGCCAUCAUAAUCAUGGCUGUUGAGGUAAAUAUGAUCUAAUAAAGCAACAGGCAAAGGACAAAGAAAUAUAGAAGUGCAUUUACUGAUGCUUUGCUCCUGGGAGUUAAAAUAGAGUUUCGUUAUCACGAUGAAUCAUUAUAGAGGGCUAAAAUAUGCUGCUCUGCCCUUUUGAGCUGCUCUCUUAUUUCUGACGCUAAUCUCACAUUUAUGUCCUUUAGAAGCAGAUGCUGAUGCAGCAUGUCCUGCGUUGUGACUAUGAGGCCUGUCGCCAGUACUUGGUGAACCUCGAGCAGGCUUUUCUGUUGGAUCAGGGCAGUCAGGCUCUUGGAGCCAUCCUGGACCAUCGCUGUGAUGGGAAUCGGAACAUCCUUCAUACUGCUGUCUCUGUUUGCUUUCCUGUUAGUAACAAAGAGACCAAAGAAGAAGAAGGUACAGUGAUGUUCAGGAUUUCUCCCAUUAGUUAGUCCUUCACAUUCAGUUGUUUCAUAGCUCUCUAUCUGAGACAUCCAAGAUUUGGACUUGGCCAUCCGUAACAACAAUAAAUAUGAUCUGUUUUAUUGUCAUGUUUUUUUAUUACUAUUUUUAUUUAUAUUGAUAAAUUGGAAACAUACUCUGAAGAGAACUUCAACUUUCUCCACCAAAGUGGUUUAGGUCAAGUUUUUAUCCUUGAAGUGAUCAUGUUUUUUUUGUUCUUUUUUUCACAGAAGCUGAAAGGUCAGAGAGGAACACAUUUGCAGAGCGUCUGUCUGCUGUGGAGGCAAUUGCAAAUGCCAUCUCUGUGGUUUCAAGCAACAGUUCUGGGAAUAGGACUGGGUCAUCAAGUAGUCGAGGGUAAAUGACCAGUUAUUUCUUUCUGUGCCACAUGUACCAGUAAUACGCACUGCUCAAGAAAUAUCAGAAAUACAUAAUCAUUACGGUGUAACUCCAAGUCCGUCUCAUUCUUGUUCAGUUAGGAAGGAAUGAAUAUUGGUAUCAGUUUCAGCAGCUCUAUUUGAAAUGGGACAGAAAAUACACUCAUACGAGAGGCAGUUAUCAAGAUGAUAACUCCCUUUGAAGAAGUGAUUUUACAGGUGGAGGUCAUUUCCCUCUCCUCAUCCUCUCUGGAUCAUUCUUGGCUAGUGUUGCGUUUUUCCAGCACCCCCUCCACUAGUGGUAGCAUGAGUCUGCAUCUGCAUCAUCCAACAGAAUGAGCCCACAAGUAUGAGUUGGAGUCCAGUCCUCAGUGGGUUCAUGGUUUUGGUUUCUAUUGAUUGUGCUUAAGUUAUUUUGUUCUCAAUAAAUUAGACUGGGCAGUUAAUAAAGCUUUACAGCAGAUUUCUUUCAUUCCUGGAGAUCUGGUUUGUGGGAUUUAAAUGUUCCCUUUAUUCUUUUGAGCAGUGUGAAGCAAAAAUGUAGUUCAGGCAGGCACAUCUGACAUAUAGCGACUUACGACCACCCCUGUGUGAAAGGAUAGCUUUUUCUACAUGCUGCUUUUCCAUAUCCAUAUAUCAGCCUUUCUGUCCAACUGUUAUUUUCCCUUAUCAUUGCUGUAAUGAAGGUCCACUAGCACUGUGCUGUUGUAGUUGCACACGACACACUGUUUUCGUGUGUGAUUUGACAUUGAGUGAUGGAGUAGCAGAGGCACAGGAAGUACAACAUACCAACUUACUGCAGGAGCUCCACAUACACACACAUACAGACACCACACAUACAGUGAUGACUUCAACACUAGAUCCUGCCAUUGUCUUCCCUCACCGCUCUCGUACUACCUUCAACACCAGCUCAGGGGUGAAAGGACUUCACCGCACCACUUUGGAUUAUUGCAUCACAUAUUGCAGAUAAGGCUCAAAGGGUUUAAAUUUCCUUGCUUGAACUGCCAAUAUGUCAAAACCUCUAGAGAAGAAGAGAGAGAGAAAGAGGGAGAGAAAGUGGGAGAGAAACACAAUAACUAUUCAAACAUGUAUUUGUGAAAUCUGUGACAACCAUGUUUAUUUUGUCAUCAGGCUUCGUCUGAGAGAGAUGAUGCGGAGGUCUUUAAGAGCAGCAGGUCUCGGUCGUCAUGACUCUGGCCAAGCAUCUAGUGACCACCAGGACCCUGUAUCUCCGCCCAUUGCCCCACCAAAUUGGGUACCUGAUCCCCCACCCAUGGAUCCUGGUAAGUCCUUUUUUGUUAAGGUAUGAUCGAGAGGAUCUAUUGCUUGAGUUUUCUGCCUGUUAAAAAUAAGUUUUUUUCUUGCCAUCAUUAACUUGCUAAAUACUGCAAAAUGCUUCACUUAUGAUGGUUCGAGAUGGCUUAAAUCUGAUCCAUCUCAAGGUUGGGUCUUUUGUAAUAUGUCAAACAAUGAGUUGAGUCUAACCUGCUCUUAUGGAAAGCAUUUUGAGAUAACUGUUGUUGUGAUUUGGCGCUAUAUAAAUAAAAGGAAAUUGACUAAUUGAUACAUUUUGAGUGGGGGAGAAAAUUGAUAUAUUGCAGAAUUUCUUCAGUUUUGAAUUGAAUCAAGUAAAAAAAAAAAAAAAGCAACUACCUUUUAGGGCUGUGGUCAACUUAAAAAAAAAAUCAGUUGACCAUAUUACUCCAACUCAUCAACCAAUCGAUUGUUUAAUUUCAUUAAAAAAACAAAACAUUUAUAUACAUAAAUAUAUAAAUAUGUACAUGUGCACACUCCCUCACAGUAUCAAAAGUCACUUCAGUAACCAUGUCUCGCCAUCAUUUUUGGAUCUAUUUAAUAAUAAUCCAAUAAGAGGACCACUUUUACAGCUUUUAUUCUUUAACAUAAAGAGACAUGUGAAGCAGUUUUCAGAUCAACUUUAAUUACAGCAGCAGAAGGAGACCUGGUUGCUUAAAAUAUGGGAUCAGUUGUUUGGAGUUUUGUUCUUUUUUGGACUGGGUGUAGCUGGUGCCUCCACACCCUGAAGCAGGUGAAGAGGAUGCACCUAUUUAAGGACACUAAAUACCAAGACAGUUUGUCAAAGUCUUCAAUUAUUGCUCCUCUGCUUUUCAAACUUAGCAUAAAAUAAAUGUACUUUGUAAUCUUGUGACAAACAAUUUUUCAGUGUAGAAGCUGCCCAAACUUAAACCUGUUUUCUUGUUAUCUUUUUUAGUAAUAACGGUAGACUGAAUUAAACCCUAAAAUGAGUGUGCAUGUGUCACAACGUGAUAAUCGAUUUUAAAUUGAAUCAGUGCCUCAGGAAUAAAAAUCCAUGGAAAUCUUAGAGCUGUGACUUUAAACCAUUCAAGCCCAAAGCUCACUUAUUUCUCUACUUUUGCAACUGUCAACCAUUCUUGUACAAAUGUAAAAUAAUGGAGUAGUGCCACUAGUGCUGGACGAUAAUUCGAUAACAAUAUAUAUCGAUCGAUAGACGUGUGGUACGAUAGAAAAAAAACGGGUCGAUAAAAAGUUCGAUAGAAAAACACAGUUUCCCUUUCUUUUUCAUCAUAGCCUAUCAUGUAGCUUUUACUACAGUCAUUACUUCCUCCCAACCAAUCACAAACGCAGACCCAGGUACGCUACGGCACCAAGCCCAGCCCCUCUCAAACCACAACAGACAGCACGUGUAUUAGAAAAAAUGAUACAGCAAGGAGAAGCGGAGGACAGUGUCCCGAAAAAAGGUUUCAGUAGUUCACCAGCAUGGCAAUGUUUUGGUUUUUAGAAGUCUGACAAAAAGCGAACAGCGGUCGUUUGCAAAAUUUGCAGAGAAUUAGUAAAAACCAAGUCUGGUAACACAACCAACUUGUUUUACCAUCUAAACCGAUCGCAGCCGCAGGUCGUCGGAGGAGGAAUCCUCUGGAACCGCUGCCAGCACCAGCACAAAGCAUGUGAAGCAGACCAAACUGGACUUCGUUUCUUGCCAAAAUACGACAAAGCGUUCGAGCGGCAUAAGGACAUCACCCAUGCAGUAAGAUGCUUCAUAGCGAGGGACAUACUGCCAAUAACUACCGUUGAAAAGCCUGGCUUCGACCAGCUUCUAGCCACUCUCGACCCGCGAUUUGAAGUGCCCGGCCGCAAGUAUUUCUCAAACACAGCGCUUCAGGCAUGAAAAUGGGUCAGGGGUUGAAAAGGUGAGAAGGGUGCGGAGGAAAUACGUUCCGGUGUUGUACCGUAGAAUGCACCCCUGUAUCCCGUCCACUCAUUAGCUUCUUAAAGUGGAAGAAAAUGAGCUCAUAUUUUACAAAGACGCGAGUAUUUGGAUCAUGGCUACUAGCAGGGGGUGCAUUCGGCAGGGGUGCAUUCUACGACACAACACCGGCGUGGAUAAGUCCUGCUUCACGUGCUUAGUUUGUGUAUUAAGUCAAUCACAUGAUAAUUAAAAAAAAAUAAAUCUCCCGACCCCGGGAGAAAUAUUUUAGUGUUCAGACACCAGGCUGUGGGCAGUUUCCCACACAGUUAAACCUGGUAGUAUGCUAUUCCCACCUAAAGCUAUUCUGUUUAUUUAUAUAUUUGUUUGUUUUGUUUAUUUUCAUCAAAAGACUAUUUAAAUAUUUAUUUAUCAGAUUUUCUGGUCACUUUAGUCUUUAUGUUUGUCAGUAUUUACUGAUGUCACUCAGGCCACUUAAGUUGAUUUCUUUUUUUUUUUAGUUCUUUUUUAAAAAACUUUCAGUUGUGGUAAAAAAAAAAAAGGUGGUUGAAUAAAGGUUUGAAUUUGAAUUCAGUGCUUGUGUGUUCUUUAUUAAAAGUAGGUCAUUAAGCAAUAGCAUAAAAACAUCCAGGGCUGCAAUUAAAAUAUAUGUUAAAUAAUUAUAAUAAUCAUAUCGAUAAUUAUCGAUAUCGAUCAAUAUGAUUUAUUUUUUAUCGAUAUGCUUUUUUUCUAUAUCGUCCAGGCCUAAGUGCCACUAAGUUAGACUUUAGUUAAUUUUGCCAUUUAGUUUGAGAAAAUCUAAAGCCCUGUGUUUUAAAGAUACAUAGACUUCCAGGAGUAAAGAUAAUGUACCUUAAAGCUACCACUUUUAUCAAUCCAGAAUCUCUGUAACACCAGAGCUGUGGUUUGAUUUUAUCUACAGACGGUGACAUUGACUUCAUUCUGGCACCAGCUGUGGGUUCACUCACUACUGCCUCUACUGGACCGAGCCAGGGACCAAGCACCUCAACCAUUCCAGGUACAUGUUCAUCAUAGUUCCAGCUGGGAGACCUGUCUGCUGAUUAAACACUUCAUUUCAAUACUGGCUGUUUUUUUUUCCUGCUCUGUUUUGUUCUGUUUUUAUAUGUAUGUAUGUAUUUGUUUAUUGAUUGAUUGAUUGAUUGAUUGUGCUUCAGAGUUUUUGAUGUGAGGUUUUGUUGAAAAAAAUAUAGUGUUAGUUUGAUUUUCUUUUUUAAGAAGAGAAAUAAAAUCUUUACACGUAACUUAACCACAUUACCACAUAACUUUACUUAAAAGCUUCUGCCUCCUCCUGCUCCUCUCUGAUCUGGUGUCACAGUUUUGCAAUUGGUCUGUGAGUUAAAAGGACUACAUUACAGUCAGGAGUCACUAAUUAGAGUGAAAGUGAUGUUAUUAACGCACAGAUCCACCUGAAGUCUCAUAACUGCACUGCAUUGAUAAACUCUGACAGGAGGAGGUGGAGGUGUUGAUCAGCUUGUAUCAGGGUGUGGAAUAAAAUAAAGGACAGUUCACACCAAAGACAGAGCAUGAAAAACAGACAUGUCAGAGUCAUAUUUGACUGUUUCCUCCCAUUAAACAUGAAACAAUAUUAAUUCUUGAUCACAAAAACAAAAAAGUACACAAUUUACAAUGUCUCUCUUAAGGGUUGUCAUUAAAUACACUUUUUCUGUUUCUUUGGGCUCUUUUUUUGUGAGUCUUAAAAGUCUUAAAAAACAAGAGCACCGCAGGAAGGCUGACCAUGUUAUUAUUGAGCUGAUGCUGCCUUCUUUGAGAUAAACAAUUUGUUCGUGCCCUGCUGACUAUGAUUUAACCUAUUUUGAAUGCUAAUUCUUAAAAGAUCCAAUUAAAGACCCAGUCGUCAGUUUUGUCUCACUCUAUGCAUCAGAGGGUAAAUUCAACAUUCACACUUGUCAUUUCUCAUAUCCCCCAGCACUAUUAUGCUUCACGCUUGGCUCAAACUUUAAAUGUACAGCCCUUCAAAGUGAAUGUUUUCCAUGCAUUGAAAAGAUAUCUCACUUUUUUAUUUGUAGAGUGGAAAAAAAAAAAUUCAGGGACAUAAUUGUCCAAAAAUGGUUUUAGGAACUGAACACAAGCCCCACAUUCUGUGGUUUAUCAGUACACACAGCCCCUCGGUGAUUACUUCUAUGCUCUGUACUAAUAAACUGUUUUGUUUUGUUUGGUGAUCUAAUGGAUCUAUCAUCUUCAUCCAAGCAGGGCCGUCCUCUGAGUCAUCUGUGGUUGAAUCUAAAGACAGGAAGGCCAAUGCCCACCUUAUCCUAAAGUUGAUGUGUGACAGUGUUGUUCUGAGGCCACACCUUCGGGAGCUACUCUCUGCCAAGUAUGAUUUCUUCAGUGUCACUGUGAUUCUUAAUGAAAUGCUUGCUGUACACCAAAACAAUACACCUUAUUUUUGAAGACAUUGUCCUGAUUAUUCGGCUCUUAACUUUGUCCUCCAUGAUUCAAAGUCCUCCUGAAUGUGAUUGUUUACAGGGAUGCACGGGGCAUGACUCCUUUCAUGUUGGCAGUCAGUGGGAGAGCCUAUCCUGCAGCCAUCACUGUGCUGGAGGCUGCUCAGAAAAUAACGAAGAGUAAGUUAUGGUGUCAUUUGUUCAUUGCCUCAUGCUUGAUUGUUUAAUAGAGACGGCUAAUAACUGAUUAGUCAUAAGUGAUUGGAUUUCAUACCCACUCUUGAAGGUUACUUCUGUGUGGGUAGUAUUCGGUGCAGUAUUCUCUAUGAAGGUGUCUUGUGUUGUCCUUUCUAAUGGAGCACAGGAAAAUGGUUCUCAUUUUUUUAUUAGAUAUUUUAUGGUGUGUUAUUAUAUGUGGUUGGGGAAGAGUUUCAAAUAUGAGGUUAUUCCUAAGUUGGUGAACACUGACUUGUUCUUUUUCUGCUUUAUAAAAGCAAAUUUAAAUUAGUAUUCUCAUGUUGACAUUUUUUUCUAUAAAUUUGUUCGCAGUGGGUGACCCAAGCAUUGCAGACAAGGAAGAUUCGGAUUCUGUGUUCAUGGAAAUGAUUUGUCCCCUGGGGACCAACCCAGAUGAUUCGCCCCUCUAUGUUCUAUGCUGCAAUGACACUUGCAGUUUCACUUGGACUGGAGCGGAGCACAUAAACCAGGUAAGCCUUGAAGCUUCACUCUCUGGAUACAGUUAACCAUGGAGCUCUAAGGUUCAUACUCAACUCUGCUCUCUGUAUAAGUUUGCUGACCUGUGUUGUCCACUGACAGAAUAAAUCACUGGCAUGUCCUCCGCGAUUCUGAACUUGCUUCACUUUUAUUUAUGUAAGAUAUUUACUUUGAAAAAUAUUGGAAGCUAUAGUCUUCACUCUGUGAUCCAGGAACAGUGUGUCUUGAAAUGGGUGGAAAGAAUAAUAGGUCCUCUGCUCCUGCAGCUUGAAAUUUACUGCAGGAAAAUGUGGAUCUGUGGGAGCUGGUCUCCCAUAAUAAAGUUUUUAAAAGCAGUUUGAAAGCAUUGGAGGGAGAUGCACCAGGCUGCAGAUGCUUUUUAUGCUGAUUUCUGUUAUAUGACCCAGAAUGUGUUACCAAACUUUAAAUGCUGUGUUUGUAUAACUUUGUUUGAAUGUUCUGCUGCUGUCUUGGCCAAAACACUCUUGUAAAAGAGAUUUUUAUCCCAAUGAGGCUUUCUGGUUCACUGAAAUAAUAUGAUUAAGAUUAAACAUAAGUAAGGCAUAGGUAUAGUGAGCUGGGAGUAACCAUGGCUUGGAAUUUGGUCUGGAUGAGUGGGAUUUGGACGUGAAGUAGUAGGGUCCUGUCUCACCCUAUGGAGGUUCUUCUGCUUUAAUGACCUGCUCAGUAAUGGAUACCAGUUUUAAUGAGCCAUCAUUACUGAGGUGGUAACUCAGGGUCUUCUGCUGCUUGGUGACUGGGACAACAGCAUAGAUAGGUGAAUUGGAGAUGUUAAUGUGCUGCCCCCACUGACUGUUGAAGAGUCCUUAAUCUGAUUAUUUUAGUUUUACAUACAGGACAGUUCCUUUAAAAAAAGAGCCCGAUGACAUGGUGGAGAAAAAAAGAAAAGUGCUGCUCUGUGAUAAGCUGUUAUUCUAUUGGUUUGUCAGCUAACAAGUUGACAGCUACAUUAAAUACUCACAGUCUAUAGCAUUGGCAUACUUUGUUUUUACCUCUCAGCACAGUUUGCACUCAAACAUCAGAUGUUGUAGGGAAUGUAAGCCAGCCAGGUUAAGAAUAAGAAUAACUUUAUCUUUAUCUUUAUUAUUCUGGUAGUGAAUUUACUAAGUGAACCAUUGUAAUGUUUCAGUGUUAACAGGACUUCCUGGCUCUGUAUCUGAGGUUUUCCUUCUAUCUGACUGUCAGCCCUUUAACACCUCAGCGUCCCAAAUCAUGUUCCUUGAGGAGUCCACUCCAUCUUCGACUUCUCUGACAUAGCCUAUUGUUUCAGCAGUCAGUCUUGCAGUGGUUAACCAUCUACAAAUAGCAGACUGUUGCUAUGAAAUGUUGCUGCAUAGACCAGUCAGAAUCAAAUACUUAACACAGCUGUGCAAAAACAAACACACAGCCUGGCUAACUGCAAUGGCCUCUGGCAGUGCUACCUUUUCUCUCAGCCCAAUUGGUAGCUAAAUAAUUCUGUUUGACACUUUGAUGUUUACCGUUGAAAAUUUGAACUCUGGCAUUUUUCAUCAUAAUGACAUUUUAUUUAGGAUAUCUUUGAAUGUCGGACAUGUGGCCUGCUCGAGUCCCUCUGCUGCUGCACUGAAUGUGCAAGGGUUUGUCACAAAGGACAUGACUGCAAGUAAGUCUUAACUUUGGGUGUGGGCAAGUCUAAGCUUUGAAGAUACCUUAAUACCUUAAAGAUGUCUACAGUUGGUACACAUGAUCAUAAAUUAACGUCUGCUCAUUCUCAGGCUGAAGAGAACCUCCCCUACGGCGUACUGUGACUGUUGGGAAAAGUGUAAGUGUAAAACACUGAUUGCUGGCCAAAAGGCAGCUCGGCUGGAUCUACUCUACAGGUUACUCACAACCACCAACCUGGUCACCACCCCAAACAGCAGGUCAGACCCAUGUUUUUAUUUAAUCUAUUUAUUUUUCUAGCCUUCAACAUCCUUACUUUAUUUAUUUUUCUUAGGUUUGUACUGUAAAUACACGUUUCUUGGAGGAAUUUCACACUAGAUUAGCUUGGAUUAGCUCUGCAUGCCCCUACACACACAGAAAUAACUUAAGACUGUGCAGGCCAAAAAAGGAAGAGUUGUUCCUUACUGAUUUUUUUCCUCUCUGUAGGGGAGAGCAUGUUUUACUGUUCCUGGUGCAGACUGUGGCCAGGCAGAGUGUUGAGCACUGUCAGUACAGACCACCACGCAUCAGAGAGGACAGGAACCGCAAGGCUGCCAAUGCAGAGGGUACGUUCACCAUCAGGCUCACAUAUAAUUCACUUUUUACUUUCUUCUCCGGCUCAAAGUUUGUUUGUUUGUUUUUGGGUUAAUAUUGAAGUGUUUCAGUCAAAUGUAAAAAAACAAUGAUAUUGAAGGCAACAAAAAAGAAACACAGGGACUCUGAUUGGGUUUGACAUGUAACGUACUUUGGUAAUGAUCUACAAAUCAUUGCCUCUUUGGUUGUCUGCCAGAUAAAUUUUCUGGACUGUGUGUUUUUCUUUUUGCAUGAUCAAGUGAUUAAAAUUCUGAUUAAAAUCUAGUACAUUAAUUUCCAAUCCUUUGUUUCAGAAUCUGAUAUGCCAGAUCAUGACUUGGAACCACCCCGCUUUGCUCAGCUGGCUCUGGAGAGAGUCCUGCAGGACUGGAACGCCCUGAAGUCGAUGAUCAUGUUUGGUUCUCAGGAAAACAAAGAUCUGUAAGUAUGACAGCUAAACACCAACCUCUCCUGUUUCUGCUUGGUGUGUCUUAAGACCUUAAAGGGGUUAGUGUCUGGUUGUAGAACAGCAAAAGUGCUCAAGGAGGAAACCUAAUUGGGUCCAAAUCAAAACGAUCUAAAGCAAUAUAAUUCUGUGGCCAAACUACAUUGUGCGUAAACGGCUGCUGUAAAGAUAAGUUUAGACUGGAAAGAUUCAGAAUAAUCAGCAAGUUUACUCGAGAGCCUUGGUGAGUGUCCUUCACAGCACAGUGUGAGGGUCUGUCAUAGGGACGAGCAGAGUGAGGGCAGGGUGAUCGUAAGCUCUCCUAAAGCUGAUAAAUGAAAUGUCAGUGAUGAUACCCGAGAGUGAAGCUCAGCUGUAGUCUAGGUAUACGAAACAUUGAAUGUUAAUUUUUAUUUGUAUUUUUUGAUGGCAGCCUAAUGAAUAAAAACAAACUUGUGUAGUUGUUCAGAGUGUUUUUACCCUUAUAAUCCCUGUGAUACACCAGAUGUUUCUUCAGAUAUGAGCAGGAGUUCUUUUCAGCUGACCUUCAGCUUUUGUCGUCCAAUCACAACUUACAUGUAACUGUUGUUCUUGUCCCUUUCACCUGAAAAUUCACAAUAAGUACUUAAACAGCUAAGUUUGUAAUGCACUCACAGUGCAGUACUGUUGUAUACGUGGGUGUACGUUUGAACUGCAUGUAAUUUAUAUUUGUAACUAUGAUCCAGUCUCACAGAGAGCUUUGUGUCUUCUAACAAACUCUAUAACCAGUUUUGAUGUCUUAAACUUUUAAGUUCAUCCAAAUUUUGGUAAUUGAUAAAUAAGACUCUAAAAUUGAGAUGUUGAUACUUAUGUAAUCACCCUACAUGUACAGUUUCAAUGUUCAUUUUCUCACUGUGGGUCUACAGAUGUAUUACGCACUAAAAAUGCUCUGUGUUCUUACUCAUCCUAGACUUAGUGCCAGUAGCAGAAUUGCUCACCUCCUACCUGAAGAGCAGGUCUACUUGAAUCAACAGAGUGGCAGCAUUCGCCUUGACUGUUUCACCCACUGCCUCAUCGUCAAGUGUGCUCCUGACAUCACCGUAAGUCCUGUUGGUCUUCUAUCCGAGGAAGACAGUGGUUGGUUUCCGUCUUUACUUCUGUGUUUGUGAUAACCAAAAAGAAGAGUCCACAUUAUGUUUUAAUGAUCUCUGAGUCUUUGAGGUCAUCAAGAUGCAAACAAAACUGUACCGUCCAAAUAUUGGUGAUACAUUUUUUGGUAUUUUUAUUAGAGGUGUGCAAUAUUGGCUGAAUAUAGUACCUUGAUAUUUUUGGAGAUUUUGCGGAUAAUGGUGUUGAAUAAUCUUUUGUAUAUCUCAAAAAUCUGUGCAACAGCAAAAAUUUUUUAAAGGAAAUGGAAGUGAAACAUUCUCUGCUUUCUCAAGUUUUUAAAUGCCCACACAGACCCCAGUGCCCCAGUGCCCCAACACAUAUUUAUAAAGGUGUUGUAGAGACAUGAGACCUACCACAGAUAUGAACCAGUCUGCUGCUGACACACUAAAAACGUCUCCAAACUCAGAGCUAUCGCUGAUAUUUGGAAAAUAUGAAGUUGAACGAAUGAUCCCAUCCAAACCAACACAGCUGUGCUAGGGGGAAAGAAAUGGGCAGAGAAGCAAAAAACCUGCUGCGUUAAAGUGAAAAUUCAAACUCAUUUAAUCUCAUUACCAUCAUUACUGCAUGCUAGAUCUGAUGAAAACAGCUCCUGUUUGUUUCCUGAAACUGUUUUCUUUUUGCUCUUUUUUUUGUCCCGGAGUUUGUUUGACGGUAUGGAUGAGGUGUUACAGCUGGAGCUGACUCGUAGAGUUGUACAAUCAGCUGUUUACGCAGUGUAUCUCUCCCGCUCUCUCUUCAGUAACAGCUGUUAGUCAGUUACUGUAACUGUAUGCCCAAAAGCCACAUGCGCUGAAUUGUAACAGUGUUUCUACUAUGCAUAAGCAGGCACUUGCCCAUCUAAGCUGAGGCAUUGUCCAGCAUCAGCACACUCAAUCCAUCAGUCAAGCAAUCUUUUUUUAUACAACGCUAAUUCACAACAAAUGUUGCAGGACAACUUAACAGCAAGAUGGGAUAAGGCCAAGUCCUAUUUUGUAAGAUCCGACCCACUCCCAUCCCUUUUUGAACCACAUGUGAGUAACCUCUGAGUAAGAACCAGAAGUGGAACGAUUUCGCCCCGCCAUCACACCUGACAUUACACGAUGCAGACAAGGUGUAACAUGAUAAUGGAGGGUGAUCCCAAUCGAAUAAAAAUGUAAAGUAAAGGAAGAAGAAGAAAAUAACAAGGUGAUGAAACCGUGACAGCCAAAAAUAAACCGGGGAAACACAUGACUGUAGUCCUGUUUCAUUUACUUUCUGCAAAAUGAGUGGCAUUACAACCAAGAUAAGGAUAUUAUCUCAGAUGAUGCACAUAGCACACCUCUAAUCACUUCGAUUGACACGUUCUUGCUUUUGGUCUUGAGGAAUCUUUUUUGUUUGCUCUCCUACAUUAGUUCAUUGACACCUUACUGGGUACAUUGGUGAAGGAGCUGCAGAACAAGUACAUCCCUGGCCGUCAAGAAGAGGCAGUCAGUGUCACCAGAAGGUUUCUACGUUCUGUAGCUCGGGUUUUUGUCAUCCUGAGCGUGGAGAUGGCCUCAUCCAAGAAAAAAAAGUAAGAACACAUUCAGAGGUUUCAAAUAACUUUAAGACAAAGGUCUUGGAUAUUAAUUGGAAUCAUCAAAUGAAGUACACGUUUGAAAACAGCUUUUAAAGCCUACUAAUGAUACAUCUGUCCUUCUCAAUCCCAUCAAAUAGCAAUUUUAUCCCCCAGCCCAUUGGGAAGUGUCGUCGAGUUUUCCAGGCUCUGUUGCCCUAUGCUGUGGAGGAGCUGUGUAAUGUUGCAGAGUCACUGAUCGUUCCAGUUCGAAUGGGUAUAGCAAGACCCACCGCUCCCUUCACCUUGGCCAGUACCAGUAUUGAUGCUGUUCAGGGUAGUGAAGAGCUUUUUUCUGUGGAACCGCUUCCUCCCAGGCCUUCACCUGACCAGUCCAGCAGGUCAGUUGGUUUCCGUAAAUUUCAGGUUUUUAAUAAUCAUGAUUACUCUCAGAAUUUCUAGUUAGUUGCAGUUUGCUGCUUCCUUUGUGUGUUUUAAAAUUUGCAUUUCAAAACCAUUUCAAAGCAUUUCUAACAAGCGUCAUGAUUUAAAAAUGAAAAAGAUGCAGUUAAAUGUAAUUUAUGUACUUGAUUCUGUAAAACAGAGUGUUGAUCUGUUUGCUUUCCUCACAGAGUGCUUAUUGUUUUUGAAAUACAAGCCAUUUUGGAGAUUUAUUUUUUUGAAGUGAAAUGUAUGACUCAAAAUUACAAUGGUGUCAUAUCCAUCAUGGUAGCAGCAGGAGUGGCAGCUUAUCUUUGAUGCUCUGAAAAAGACAAAUAGCAUGUGAUAAAAGAAGAAUGAAUGUGUUUGUUUUUGACCCUGAUCUCAUACUGACUAACUUGCUAACUCGUUUUGAUCUGAUCUUUGCUCUGAACAAAGUGAGACCUCUUUGGAUGUACAGUUUCUCUCAGAGAAGUUCAUGGAAGGCCACCAUUAAAACAUAUCUCUGUAGGUUCUCAUGUAUCCAGGUCACAGUAAUCCAAGGCUUGUUCCAAAGGGGCAGCUGCACUUGGUUCAAUAUUGACAGUAUCCCAAUGUAAACAAACCUAGCACCUAGAAACAUGUUCAACUCACCCUGGUGACCUUAUAUUUCAUUUUCUUCUAAAAGGACGUAGCUUUUCAAAUGUAGUGGACAAUUUAAAUCUGUGUACAAUUCAAUGAUGCUGGUUUCUCUGUUUAUAUAUUCUUGUUAAGAUUUCUUACUUAUCAGCCCUGGAAAAGCUUCAUUGUUUUGUGCUUGUAUUUUCAGCUCCAGCCAGACAGCUGCCUCUUAUAUCAUCAGGAACCCACAGCCUCGACACAGCAGUCAGUCUCAGCCUGUCAGAGGACGAGAUGAGGAGCAGGACGACAUUGUAUCUGCAGAUGUGGAAGAGGUGGGACUGAAUAUAGCAUGUUUUUUUGUUUUUCGUUAAAGUCUGUGGGAAGUGGAGAAAAGAUGUGGGUUCUGAGAUUUUAAUUUCAAUUAUUAAAAAAAUUGCAAAGUAUAUUAAAGUGUUGUCAAAAUCCUUGAAAAAAUGUUGUUCCAGCUCCAGAGCGCUGGAGGUGUGUUGAUUUAGAGUGCAAAAGCCCUGCCCACCCACUGCUCUCAAGAGUCAAUCAUCUUUACCAUACAGUCUCAGAUACAGUAGUCAACCAAUUGGAUAGGGAGCAGUACAGAGACAGUCUUUGCUGUCUUCGUCUUAAAAUGUGUGUGUUUGGAUGCCUAUCACAUUCCUGGUAUGUCUUUACUGAGCCUUUUUGUGGUCUGUUUUAAAGGUUGAAGUCGUAGAAGGAGUUGCAGGUGAAGAAGACCAUCAUGAUGACCAAGAAGAGCAGGGAGAGGAAAAUGCUGAUGCAGAAGGGCAGCAUGAUGAACAUGAUGAGGAUGGUGAGACAUACAUGCUAUGUAAAGGACAAUUUAAAGGCUUUCUCAUCCUUAUUCAAGAGAGAAUUAUGGGUAGAUACAUAAGACCAUACAAUAACCUGCUCGAGUGACUUCUCUGGUUUCUGUUUUGAAACUCUUUAAAUAACAGUCACUUUCUAUCAGUUAAUGGUGUAGCAGAUGUAUAAAUCACAGCUUGAUCAGGCAUCAAUCACCUACGAUCCAGACAGUAACCAGUUCAUUUAGCAUUGCUGCCCGAAUCAGGCACCUCAGGGUUUAAGCAGCACACCCUCUCCUUUCUCCCAGCCUCAUUUAAAGAUAAGGCAUUUCUCCCUGCACGCAUUCAGCUGGACACUACAGAGAAAUGUGUCAAAAAAAAUUAGGAGGGUGAGAAACAGUCCUGUUGAGGGCUGUUUUUGGUUCUGUGAAUCUCUGCUUCUAAAUCUUGUUUAAGUUAAAUUUGAAUUAACUUUGUAUCACGGUGAUCAGUGAUGUCAAAGUCAGAAGCUGAGGAUCGUGUUCAUGUUUUGAGUUGAUAGGUACUUGAUUCUGAAGCCCAAGCCAACACUGAUUUUGGCAUUUUUUCCUUAUUUCAUCUUCAAGGAAGUGACAUGGAGCUGGACCUACUGGCUGCAGCUGAAACCGAGAGUGACAGCGAAAGCAAUCACAGCAAUCAGGAUAACGCCAGCGGCCGUAGGAGUGUCGUCACAGCAGCAACUGCUGGCUCAGAAGCAGGUAUGUAAAGAGACGACAUGUUUAAUUUUUUUGUCUCUUUUUGGGCUGUUUGAUCCUUCUUAAAGCAAUUUGUGUGUGUGUGAGUGUGUGGAAAAUCAUCCUGUAUUAUCAGGCCUCCGUAAACCAAAAGAAUCUGAAGCGCUCCAACUGCUCUUUACAUAGAGAUAGAUUGUCCUGCUCUUUGCUCUGCACUGCACUUUUUAAAAUCACAAAUACAGAGCGGUUCUGACCCCUGAAGUUAUAAAUGUUUGACAGUCAGCAUUUGGCUUGUGAGAAUUGACGGUUUUUAACAGAGAGGCACUGAUACAGGAAAACCCAUCCCUGGCUGAACACCCAAUGUAUUUCAUUUGCAGGCAGUAGGGUGUCCUUGGCUUUUCCUAUUUUUGGUAUGAGCACCUCUUUACUUAAAUGCAUACACAGAUAUCAGGGCAAGAGUGAAUUGAAAACUGCAUACAGUGUCCUGGUGAAAGUUAGUUUCUUUUCUCACAUUUUACUGUUAUUGAGUUUGCCAUUUUUAACUUCAACUGUUCUCAUCACAAGUUCAGCCUUGUUUUUUUUCUUCACCUUAUUAACAUACUAAUAAACGUCGAGCUUUUCCACAUGGUGUGCUGUUUUUCGUCUGUGGUCAUCUAUAGUGCCUGUGUUAACUAUUGAUGAACAUGGUACAUUUCAAACUUUCCUGUAAACAGAUAAAUUGCUUGUCUUUCUCCCGUACAAAGUUUCUGAUAAUCCUCUAAAUUUGGCAAAAGUUAAUGAAGAGAGUGUAGCAGUUUUAAUGACUCAAAGCCUCAGUGUCUCACUGUGGGGCAAGUUUUUUUGGGUGUUGUAGUGGUGUGAUGCACUAACCAGCACUGCUGAUUGGAUGAAUCUGAUUUUAAAAAGUUAACUGCUCUGUUCCUUAUUCUGCUCUCCUGUGAAGGUGCCAGCAGUGUUCCUGCCUUCUUUUCAGAGGACGACUCCCAGUCUAAUGAUUCUAGUGACUCAGACAGUAGCAGUAGUCAGAGCGAUGAUGUCGAUCACGAAACGUUCCUAUUGGAUGAGCCCCUGGAAAGGACAACUAGCACUUCUCACAGCAACAGUGCCGCCCAGGCUCCUCGGUCCAUGCAGUGGGCUGUUAGAAACACCCCCAGCCAGAGGGCCACUGGAAAUGCUCCCUCCAGCUCCUCAACACCAGCCUGUCAGUGGUUUUGUUUCUGUGUCUUGAAUUUUUGGAUGAAAUGUACAAUUGUGUUUUUUUUAGUAAUCGUCUCAAAAUUGCUCUAACUCUCCUAAUGCUAUGCUAUUUUUCUUUUCCACAGCAAGCUCUACAGGCCUGAUAUAUAUUGACCCCACCAACCUUCGGCGCUCCAGUGCAAUUAGCUCCAGUGCAGCAGCGGCAGCAGCGGCUCUCGAGGCCAACAAUGCGAGCAGCUAUCUGACAUCUGCCAGCAGCCUGGCCCGAGCCUACAGCAUUGUUAUCAGGCAAAUAUCAGACCUCAUGAGUCUGAUUCCCAAGUACAAUCAUCUGGUCUACACUCAGUACCCUGCUUCUGUUAAACUUACCUACCAAGAUGCAGUAAACCUACAGGUGAGAUAUUCUGCAGCUUCUGCUUUAAAACACAAGAGUGGACCUUUUCUUUCAUGUCCUCAUGUCAAAUAGAAAAGAAUUAUGGUUAAUGCAUUUUUUAAGCAGUUGAUAUUUAAACUAUCAAGCAUUUGACUACAGUCCAUCCUCUAAGAGUUGGACGGUCAGUUUUAUACCAUAUCAUGUUGUGAAGGUUUUUUGUACAAGCAGCUAACUGUGUUACGCAGACACUAGCCCUCUGUCAUAGCAAAAUACCUAAAAAUAUGUGAGUUGCUGAAAUUGGCAUUACUUGUCUACUUAGAGCUAGAGCUUGUAGAUGAAUGGUGUGUGCUCCACAUGAAAACCUUAAUCCACCGGUGAUAUUGAAAGAUGACUGUUUUUUUUUUCAUUUGUCUAACUAGAACUAUGUUGAAGAAAAACUCAUUCCCACAUGGAACUGGAUGGUGUCCAUCAUGGAUUCUACAGAAGCUCAGUUAAGAUACGGCUCAGCCCUGGCCUCUGCUGGGGAUCCAGGUCACCCCAGUCACCCACUACAUGCAUCCCAGCACUCAGCUCGCAGGGAGCGUAUGACUGCUCGGGAGGAAGCCAGCCUCCGCACCCUUGAGGGUCGCAGGUAAAGACAAGUACUUUGACAGAAAAACAGUUUGAAGUAUUUAUCUUUUGCACACUCAUUAGUCUGAUGAGUUAAAACAGUUUUGAAAGCACCUGAGUUUUAGGAAAUGCAAAACGAACAACAUCUUAAAACAGACCCACACCUUUUCACAGCCCCUCUCUUAUUGUUAUUAUUUCACCUCACAAGAUCAUUAUGAAUAAUGAUUCAUGCUGGCAGAACUAUAUCAGCUAACUUUGUGCAUGUAUGGGAUUUUUGUUUGUUGCAGGAGAGCAGCUACUCUACUGUCAGCUCGCCAUGGGAUGAUGUCAGCACGAGGCGACUUCCUGAAUUACGCCCUGUCGUUGAUGCGCUCCCAUAAUGAUGAGCACUCAGAUGUGCUUCCUGUGCUGGAUGUGUGCUCUCUUAAACAUGUAGCAUAUGUAUUCCAGGCUCUUAUUUACUGGAUUAAGGCCAUGAACCAGCAGACCAAUUUGGACAACCCCCAAAUGGAAAGAAAAAGGUGAACUUAUUUCUGUCUUCGUGAUACUAACCUGAGAGAUGACCUGAGCCUUUUUGCUUUCAGGAUCAUAAAAAUAAGGAGGAAAAAGAAAACACAGUUGGUUAUUCUGCACCUUCUUAUUGAUAGAUGGUUAGGUUUUGACUUAAUAGAUUAUAAACUUGCAGAAAAAAGCUACUGAAAUGACAUCCUGGUUUUACACGAUUGUGUCGCUGGUCUUUUAUAUCGACCACUAAGCUUGUUACUUGUUAGAGCAUUUGAUCAAACCCGGUUAAACAUUCAUUUGAACACUUUUUGAGAUCCACUUUUAACCCCAAUGAUGUGUUUUUGAGUGGUUAUGACACUGCCCAGGUGAACCUGCCUCAACUUCAAACCUCAUAGAUUUGAAUAAUAUCACAGUGCACUGAGAACUGCAUGAACUGUGAUAUAACUUUAUUGUCUGCUCUAAAAGAAAACAGAAAUUCAUCUUUGCAUGAAGGAGUGGUGCAGGGGAAGGGGUCCUCAGCGAUGAGGGGGGGGCUUUCCUAACCAGUGAGCGUCUGUACAGUUCAGUCAGACUGUUAAAACAUCUUUCCUCUCUGUCACACUCAGACACAAGUUGGUUAUCCCAUUACAGGCAAGGACUCUCCUGCAUCUGGGUCAUAGUGUAGUUUCAGCCUGAUCAACUUUGAAAAACACAGCUGCAGUUGAAAAAUUAACCUGUUUGAAUGAUCAUCUGGUGUUUUACACAUUAUUGCAUCAUUUCAUGUACAGUUGUACACAUGGAUGCAGUUUGCCUCAAAUGUGUGAGGAAAGGGGACUGCCCUUCAUGGCGGACUUGACUCUGAACAGUUCUAUAAGUUCAUUAUGAACCAAACUUUUAUAUUUGACAGGUAUUGCUUCCAGAGGAAAGUGCUGCUUGCUUGGGUUUUUGAUGUUUUGUUGUUGGUAAAAGGAGCUGCUUUACUUGCUACUGUGGCCCAGCUGUCCUGUACUGCGCAGGAUUACAAUUGAGCUCCCUCCCCACUGGCCUGAACUUUCUGCACCAGACUCCUUGGCAUGAUUACGGACAUCAGAAAAAGUCACUUACAUGUCAUUUCUUUGUUGCAGAGUUAAGGGUAGACUUUGAUUGAAAGUUUUAUGUGUUAUUAAACAACCCAUUUUCCAUACUGUGAAUUAUCUUGAGAGAGGUGGAUAAAGGCAUUGAAAUGAUUUCUAUAACUUUGUAACGUCUUUAAAUCCAGUCCUCCUCAUGUCUCCCGUCAGUCAGUGUAGAGUAAAUUUCUCUUGAUCCUGGUCAGCUGAUUGGAGACAGUGAUAAAGAGUCGUGCUGCAUUUGUGUUCACAAGGGCAACCUAAAACACAAUUAAAAUUCCUUAAUAGAUGUUUACGCUCUCUGCAGGAACCGUGAGAUUUUAGAGCUGGGCUUGGAAAAUGAGGAUUCUGAGCAUGAGAAUGAUGAGGACACCAACCAAAGUAAGAGGGACGAUCAAAAAAAAUCAUAUCAAAGGUGAUGUAUGAUGAUUAUUCACAACUUUAUUUAUGAUUUCAUUUCCCUCUUCACCCCAGGUUCCACUCUGCAAGACAAGGAUGAUGACCCGGUUCCUGCUGAAACGGGUCAGAACCACCCUUUCUUCCGUCGCUCUGACUCCAUGACCUUCCUUGGUUGUAUCCCACCGAAUCCCUUCGAUGUUCCUCUGGCUGAAGCCAUUCCUCUGGCUGACCAGCCCCAUCUCCUGCAGGUUAGAGUUGCAGCUCAGCACUUAUUAAAGGUUUCCCUGGAACAUUCAAGAUCAAUCAAUUCAAAGUUCAUGAUCAAAGUGCAGGCCAGAUGCAGGUCUCAAUAGUCCUGAAUCUGGAGAAAAAGGCCCCUAUCUCACCAGGUCAGAACCAAAACAGCUUUGAGCAGAUGACACAGACUCUCCUGGACCAUCGAAGGCGUGCUGUAAGCAGCAGAUCCUUUGGGUUUGAGAGGAUGUUAGUCUGGGCCUCCAUGGAUUGAACUUGGUUGUCCGGCAUGUUCCACAGAUACGUGGUUGAAUUGGGACUAAGAUGACACCUUAACAUGUUAUUCUGUGGUCUAGUUGGUCUAGUGCUGAUCACAUCCAGGUAUUUUCAGUAGUAGACCACAGUCAGUGUGAGCACCCUGAGUGGUCUGCAGCCCCAAACGUGACAAAUGGUGUUGCUCUGUGUGUCUAUCAAAGCCAGUAUAACCUUUUCAGGAGUCUGAGCUCUUGUAGCUUCUCUGGAUCAGGUCACACAAGCCAGACUUCAGUCUCCACACACAUCAAUGAGCCUUGGUCUGCCUUUGACCCUGUUGUUGGUUCCCAUCUUACACUUGCCCAUUUUCCUGUGUCCAACACCUAAAUUUCAGGAUCAAAAUUUUUCCCUGCCAGUGGGUUUCUAUAACGUGUCUUCAGAAAGUUGGAGAGCUCCUUCAAAGGAAAAGGAGCACCCUGCCCACAAUGCCCCUGGGGCUGUAUUACUAAUACUGUGAACAGCAGUAUUAGAAGUUAUCUGUCAUGUUACAAAAACAAAUCCCUUGCUGUUUUCUCCUAUGAGAUUUGUUUAGAAAUGUCUACCUGAUUUAUUUGGUCCAUGUCUCCAAGGGUCCUAGUUCACCAAAUCCCUCCCAGAGACUUCUCCUCUUAUAUGUCAGAGUUGGUAAGACACAGGAAGCCUUAACCCUGAAAAGUUGACUUGUUUGAAAGAACUCAGAGUGUGACCAUUGUAAAUUGCAUAUUUUCCUCAGGAAACUGUUAAUGGUUUUCCACUACCGUGUUAAUUCUCUAAAGAUGUGCAUACACUGCGAGACCUGUCCUAAAUGCACGAAAUCAGUGAUAUUCAGUCAAUCAAACUCUGCAGCAGGAGAUGUCAUGAUUUAUGCUCCUCUUGUGAGCAGGUGUGGUGUAUCCCUGUUAAAUCUUUAGAAAAGAAAAGCCCCAAAAUGUUAAAACUUUUCUUUGUAGAUGGAUUUUUUUUAUCCGUGACAAACUCAACCUAACUGUUCAUAUCCUCUUGACAGCCUAAUGCCAGGAAGGAGGAUCUGUUUGGUCGUCCCUCUCAGGGUUUGUACUCUUCCUCCUACAUGGCAACCAAAGGUCUGGCUGAAGCAAGCAUGGACAGGAACUGCCUGGAGGUAAACAUGGGCUCCUCUCUACCCUCCCCCACUCAGGUAUAUCACCCCUCAACAACCGACACUCAAGCUGGCAGCUGUGUUCUAAUAUCCACUUCAGACAAACACCACCAAGUGAAUACGGUUCAAAUGAAACGAAUUCAGGAUCCAUCAUUUCCUCCAAAUUUUUUCUUGUAGUACUGAGAGCAUUUCAAGUAAUGGACAGUGAGAAAUCAAGAACACGGUUGUUGUUUUGAGUUGACCUGUGGAUAUUGGAACAUUGAAUCUGUUCUGUGCCUGAUUUCCAAAUAUCUCCUCUUGCAUUACCACACUGGCAUCACUAGAAAAAAGUUUGUGGUGCUAAAUAACAUCUGAACCCUGCCAAAUCAGAUCCUGCCCACUAAGAUGUCCUACUCAGCCAACCUGAAAAAUGUGAUGAGUAUGGAUACCAGUCAGGGGAACACGAGGAACCAAUCACUCGCAGAGCAGGAGCUGGGAGCUUCAAAACAAGGCCCAUCACCCCAUGACCUCGCCGCUCAGCUGAAGAGUAGUCUUCUAGCUGAGAUCGGACUCACUGAGAGCGAUGGCCCCCCCCUCCCGUCAUUCAGGUACCUUAUAGAAGUCUGAGUCUGUGAUACUGGCUUCUCUUCAGUGUACAUGAGUGCCUCACUGACAUUAUGUCUUUCAUUCUUAUGGUUUUGCUGUCAUUGGGGGCGUCAAAGAAAGUGCCUGGACAUUUAAAUGUAUUGUUGGGCUUCCAAAGAAAUAGUCUAACUUUUUACAAGAAUGUCAAGAUUGUUGGUUAGUGUACCACCUGGCACUGUUUGUACACUGAACAGCACAUUUGCCCUAUCAUCUCUCUGGAUCUGUUUUACCACCUACAUUAUGACAGUCACUUGUGAGUCUGUUUUCUUAAAGGAGGGUCUUUGUACCUUAUUCCCCUUCUUCAAUACCAAGGUAGCGAUUCAUUCUCCAUUUAGAUUCUCUCUUUUUCCUACUGCUCCACUGCUGUCCUCUUUUUAUUGACUCAUGAAAUGGUGGACGCUGCAAGGAUCUUGAAAAGUAAUCUUGAUUGUUACCUUUAGGAUCAUUUUUAUCAUAACAUAUAUACACUACAGGCCAAAAGUUUGGAAACAAGCCAUUACAGGCCGAACAGUUGGGAGUAACUUCAAGUUUUUGUUCACAAUGCUUUUUUUAAAAUCCAGCAUGAUUUGUAUGUAUUUUGGGAUGUAUUUACUCCAUGAUCAGAUGUUGCUUUCAUGGAAAUGCACCAUUUUACUCCAUUUACCUUUAGAUAUACAUUGAUGUUAACAGGAUAUUGCUAAAUAUUUGUCAGCAAAAGAAAGUAAGGGCUAAGUUUUAGGGUUGAAAACAUUUGCGAGAGUCACAACUUCAGUGCAAAAGCAAAAAAACAAAUCACAGUUGGAUUAUUCACUUCAAUUUUUUUGGCUUUUGAGAGCCUGCAUACAAAAAUCCUAAUAAAUCUCAACUGCAUUCAAACUACCGCAGAAAUGGCUAGAAAGAAGCAACUGAGUAAAGAAACAAAAGUACAGAUUUGUACAUGAAGAAAAGAAGGAUACACAGAAAGAGAAAAUUGCAAAAUGCCUAAAGGUGUUUAACAAAGGAGUCCACUACACUCUGAAGAGACUAGAGGAACCUGGAAGUUAUGAUGAUAGAAAAAGGCCAGGAAGAAAGAGAGUUACUACAAAAGCAGAGGAUAAACAUACUAUUGUCACCAGUAAGAGAGAUCAGCAAAAGACAGCACCAAAAAUAAGGGAGGAAAUCAACAUGACAAGGUCGAAACCCAUAUCUCUGACAACGGUGAAAAGACGUUUGAGAAAGGCUGGUCUGAAGGGUUGUGUAUCUGCAAAAAAACACUACUUCAUCCACAGAACAAGAAAAAGAGAUAUGAGUGGGCAAAAGCUCACAAAAAGUGGAUUUAUGAUGACUAGAAACAAGUUCUCUGGACUGAUGAAAGCAAGUUUGUACUUUUUGGUUCAAAACGCAGAGUCUAUGUCUGCAGACAACCUCGUGAACAUCUGAAAGCACCAUGUGUUACACCCACAAUUAAGCAAGGAGGUGGUAGUUCCAUGGUAUGGGGACGUUUUGCAGGUGAUGGAGUAGGAGAUUUGUUUGAAGUAAAAGGUAUCAUGAAGAGGGAACAGUACCACUCCAUCCUCCAGCACCAUGCUGUUCCAUCUGGACUCAGACUUGUGGCUCAUAAGUUUGUUUUGCAGCAAGACAAUGACCCUAAGCACUCUGCCAAGCUCUGUCAGGGUUACCUAGACAAAAAAGAAGAGGAAGGUGUUCUUCAAAAGAUGGUUUGGCCCCCUCAGUCUGCAGACCUUUCUCUAAUUGAGCUUGUGCGGGAUGAAUUGGAUUGAUCGGUCAGAAAGAAUGAACUUAAGAAAGCUUGGAAUGCAAUCCCUGGAACAUACCUUAAAAAACUUGGGGAACGAAUGCCUGGUAUAUGCCAAGCUGUUGUUAAAGCCAGAGGAGGUUAUUUUAAAGAAAGCAAAGUCUAAGCAACAAUAACUCAAAUACCUAAUAAUUAUAGUCAAAAUGUCUUCUGAUAAGUUACUCUCUACACAAUAGUCAUGUUUAUUGUGUUGCAAAUUAUAUAUAUGAAACUAUGAUCGUUAUUGUACAAAUCUGAUCUUGCUUCCAAACUUUUGGCCUGUAGUGUAGAUAUUUGUAAUUAACCACGGUACAAACCCAAAGUUUGUUGGGUAAAGUUUUCUCACUGAUUUCAUGUACAUAUGGUUCAGUGGUGAGAUAAGAUCCAUUACGCCACAUAUAACAGCAGCUUUAAUUUUAAAAUACUGAGGGAUUUUAUUAAGUUAUCCUGUAAAGACAUUUACAAAUUCUUGUUGAAGUCACAAUGAAUGUCUAGGACUGUUAUCGGACUGAGUGCCCCUCUCUCUUCUUUUUGUCCAGACCUCAGUGCAGCUUCAUGGGGAUGAUGAUCUCGCACGACAUGCUGCUUGGCCGCUGGCGUUUGUCACUGGAGCUCUUUGGUCGUGUCUUUAUGGAGGAUGUCGGGGCUGAGCCUGGAUCGGUACGGUUUAUUCUGAGUAUUUCUUCAAAGUUUUGGUUUGUGCUGGUUCUGGCAUCCUCUGUGCAUGUAAAAAUAAUCUUUUCAGACCAAAACCUCAUGCUAUUAUCUUUUGAUGGUGAAUUUUCACUUACUGUAAGUAUUAAUAACAACAUAUUUUAUAAAGGCCCUUUCUUCAGCCUGCUGUCAAUCGUCUGUGUGAACCCACCCCCUCACAGAGAUUUCAGGCAUUCAGAAUUACAACAGAUAGAUGAUCAGACUUGUUGCUUUUGAAGGUCAUAAAGAGGUACCAGUAUCAAACUCCUCAAAGUCCCCUCAACUCAGCACUCACCUUUAUUUUGAUGCAUUGUUAAAUGCUGAUGGUGAGAUGGUUUGAGUCUGAUGUACUGUAUAUAUCACACUGUCACACUGUAUUAAGUGAAUAUAAUGCGCAUCAGUAGACGUGGAGAUUGGACCAAUACUUGUCUCUGUGGUUGAUUGUAGAUACUCACUGAGCUCGGGGGUUUUGAGGUGAAGGAAUCAAAGUUCCGUCGGGAGAUGGAGAAGCUGAGAAACCUGCAGUCCCGUGACCUAGCUCUUGAGGUGGACAGGGACCGUGACCAGCUUAUACAGCAGACCAUGCGUCAGCUAAAUACUCACUUUGGUAGACGCUGUACUACAACACCCAUGGCUGUCCACCGGGUGAAAGUCACCUUCAAAGAUGAACCGGGCGAGGGAAGCGGAGUGGCACGCAGCUUCUACACAGCCAUUGCUCUGGCCCUCCUCUCCAACGAUAAGUUGCCCAAUCUGGACUGUGUUCAGAGUGUCAGCAAGGGCAUGCAAGCCAGCAGUACGUGUCACACACAUGCAUGACACAGCACAGAAACCACAAUGUGUAGAUGAACUUUUUUACUGCUGCAUUCAGUCAUUCUUUUAUGACGCUUAAACCAGAUCAGACCAACAAUUGAAAUUCUCAGCAAAUGUGUGGACAUGUGUGAACUCCUAAACUGUUCUUUGUGUCUGUAGAUCUGAUGCAGCGCUUAAGAAACAGAGACAGGGAACGAGAGAGGAGAAGUGGAGGGCUACGGGCUGGCUCUCGGAGAGACCGUGACAGGUAAAUGCAGAUGGAAAAUUUAAAUCUUUGUACACAGUAAACCAAAAAGCUCUGUUUGUCACUGAGACAGAACCUGUAUUUUACAGAGACUCAAGGAGGCAGCUUUCCAUAGACACCAGGCCUUUCAGGCCCUCAUCAGAAGGAAACCCCAGCGAGGAACCUGACCCGCUUCCUGCUCAUAGACAAGCCCUUGGCGAAAGGCUCUACCCACGGGUUCAUGCAAUGCAGCCAGUAAUAAUCUUUUUUCAUCUCUUUGCGCCUUAUGUUUGCAUAACAGAUUUUUAGUAGUACAUAAGAGAAGGUUUCCUUGAUUGACAGCCAAAAGACCCGCUCACAUUUUAACAACAAGAUGAGGGAGUUUGUUACACACAGAGAGCCUGACCUGAACCUCGCUGUGACCAGCAGCAGCAGUUUCCAAAGGAUCUGAAACACGCUUUAACUGUCUUUGAUAAAUAAGCAUUACUACUGCAAAGUCCAAAUGUAACCAUGACAGUUUCAUUGUAAUCAGAUAAGCUGCACUUGUUUGUCCUCAGGCAUUUGCCAGUAAAAUCACAGGCAUGUUACUGGAGCUGUCACCUGCCCAGCUGCUGUUGCUGCUGGCCAGUGAAGAUUCACUCAGAGCACGAGUAGAGGAGGCCAUGGAACUUCUCAUCGCACAUGGCAGGUAAGGUGAACUCAGACAGGCAAAACUGCUGAUCAGGGAGACGCCCACAGGAUCUUUUAGUUUAUGUAUUUCAGAUCUUCAAAGUUUAAUUCAGUAUUCUCAAAAUGAGGCUUUAAAAGUAUAAAAUCCAGUUUGAAAAGUCUGAAACAAAGCUCUUGACUUUCUCUUAGUCUUGGGUAGGUUAUGGCACAUGGCAGCUGGCUCAGUGGGAGUGUAGUCUGCAGCCAAGCAGACCAGUCAUGGGGCUGGUGGUGUGUGUUGUUCGACACAAAGUUGCAUGUUUCUGCAGGUGUCGGGGGUUCAUGGCUAUGACCCAGAAGCAUUAACUAGGCUUAAGACCCCCAUUGGGUGACAGACUCUGCUGUUACAACAGUACAGGUUCUGAUAGCUUACCGGAAGCAUUAGCAUUAGCUCUCUACAGUGGGGCAUGCUGAACGCCACCACUGAUCAGCUGUCAGGAGACAAAACUUAAUGUCCUGUCUUGUGUUUUUCAUUCAUAUCGAAGUAUUUGAGCUUCAAUAUUAAUACCUCUGUCUUCUUUAGGGAAAAUGGUGCUGACAGCAUACUGGACCUGGGUCUCCUGGAAGCCCCAGAGAAAGCACAAGUAAGUCUCAGAUGUCACUCUAUAUUUGAUGCUUGCAGAUGUUUUUGUGAAAGAUCCCUUUGACACAGUGACUCGGAUCUUCUUCAAUUUAAGAUGACAUGAGAACUUCUAUAAGAAACUCACCUAUACAGCCCACCUUGACCUACCUCACUGUCCCCCUCUCCUACAUCUUUGUGCUUGUAGCAAGAGAGCCGUAAGCGACAUGGUUCAACCCGCAGUGUGGUUGACAUGGAGCUGGAUGACCCGGAUGAUGGAGACGACAACGCUCCUCUCUUCUACCAGCCUGGCAAAAGAGGCUUCUACUCCCCUCGCCCCGGCAAGAACACAGAAGCCAGGCUGAACUGCUUCCGCAACAUCGGCAGGUUGUGAAUUUCCUUCAUGUUUUGUUAUUCGCAAAGAAAAGUGUGUUUCCUGUAGAUAUUUAUGUUAAAAGGACAGGUCACUCUAAUGAAAAGCUUCCUGCAGAGCUCCUCAAUGUUCUUUUUGAAAUGCUCUGUAAUGACACUGUGAAAGUAGCUAAAUGUUUUCUGAAAUCCAACAGAAUAUUGGGGUUAUGUCUGCUUCAGAAUGAGCUCUGUCCAAUCACGCUGAACAGACAUGUCAUCAAAGUGCUGCUUGGGAGGAAGGUAAAAAAGACAAUCCCUCUUUUAAAUGUAUAUUUGUACACUCUGAGUUGCUGCUUAUAUUCAGAAUAUUAUCUUCUCUUGCAGGUGAACUGGCAUGACUUUGCCUUCUUUGACCCAGUCAUGUAUGAGAGCUUGCGGCAGCUCAUCCGCCAUUCUCAGACAGGUGAAGCCGAGGCAGUCUUCACCGCCAUGGACCUGGCAUUUGCAAUUGACCUGUGUAAAGAGGAGGGAGCUGGGCAGGUAACAGAAGCCCCACUGUUGAGCUGGCUCUGAUAUUUCAACUAGACUUCCUGGCCAAGUGUUGGUCUAACACAGAGUUGAUGACUGUGUAAUGAAACUACAGUUUAGGAAAAGCAUUGCAGUAAUACCGUUGAAGCCUGAACAUUGUCAGCUGUUGAAACAACGAAUAGGCUACUUCCAAAUGUUGGUCUGUCUGGGCAGACGCUGAGCAGGCUGAACAUCCAGCAGAGAGCAAGGAGGAAGUGUUUGUUUCAGGGCUCAGGGGGAAUUCCUGUGCAUCUCUGUGACCAGCCUUUGGUUAUUUGCACUACAAACAGCCGUGUGAGGGACCGGUGGGUCUAAAGCGGAAAGAAGCUACUCCACCAGACUAUUUAUCUUUGCAAGUUACAGAUAAACAGCUGCAGCUCAAAAAAUGAGGCUGUCCUGAAAAAGUUUAGAUUUUCCCAUAAUUUAACUCAGAAAGUGAAACCUCCCGAUUUUCUAGAUUCAAGAAACAAAGUAAAAUAUUUUAAAACUUUUUUUAAAAUGUGAUGAUUAUAGCUUACAGCUGAUUCAAUUCAAAACUCCACUGUCAAAUUAUUAAAAUAUUAUAAAACACCAAUCCAAAAAAGGAUUUAUGACACAAGAAUGUGGCCCUUUGUGUAAAUGAUGUUGUUCAGUGAUAUAAUCACACUGUAACUGAAGUGUUUGUUCUCUCUGGUUCAGGUGGAGCUCCUGUCUGGUGGGGUCAACAUGCCCGUCACUCCUCUGAACGUGUACGAGUAUGUCAGGAAGUAUGCAGAGCACAGGAUGCUGGUGGUGGCAGAACAGCCUCUCCAUGUAAGUUAAACACUUUGAGGACACACACACACACACACCACACACACACCCUUUGAGCUACAGAUAUCUCAUGUGCCGUUGAGUUGUGUGUCACCAGAGUGUAUCCACCUAGACUGCUUUCCCUUUGUGGUUCAUAGGCGAUGAGGAAAGGUUUACUGGAUGUACUUCCAAAGAACGCUCUGGAGGACCUGACAGCAGAGGACUUCAGGCUGCUUGUUAACGGCUGUGGAGAAGUCAAUGUCCAGAUGCUUAUCAGCUUCACCUCCUUCAAUGAUGAAUCUGGUAUUAAGCUCUGUCUGUUAGCUGUCUCUCUUUGUGUCCAUUAUUUAAUUUGAUCUUGAAUGACCUGCCUAAAAAUCUGCUUAAGAGAAUUUCCCUGUAACAAGUUUGUAUUUUAUCCAUUAGGAGAGAAUGCAGACAAGCUACUGCAGUUUAAACGCUGGUUCUGGUCUAUAGUGGAGAAGAUGAGCAUGACUGAAAGACAAGACCUGGUAAGUCACUUCUCAUAAAGAUUGUACACUGAAAACUAAACAGUUACUGUGAGCUUUCACAACUGCUUUUGUCAAAGAUGCACUGUAAGAGGCUCAGAUUAACAUAAACACCCCAUUCAAAACACGUUCAACUGUUUCUCUGAAGUUGAUUGUUUUUCAAUUGAGUAAAAGUUGUAAGUAAUCAUUUAUUUCAGACCAUAUAUGGCAAGGUGCACAAAAGUGAGUAUUUUAUUUAGACUCAGUGUGAGAUCUCUACAGCCGGGUUAACCUAAUAUAAAAAAGAGUACCCAAAUAAACACAGGCAUGUGCAGCUUUGCUAAACAGGCCUCCUGAAGGAAAACACAGUGCAAAGAUGCUUUACUGAAAGACCUCACUGCAGCCUUUCAGACUCUGGUGGUGGCGUAGACAGAGCAGACCUAAAUACACUGUAUGGUCUGGGUGGUAAUGUUGUGUAUUGCUGAGUGAUUUAAAGUGAGAGCUUAUGGCUGCCAAGUGUGGCAUUUGAGGACCCUGGGAAAUGCACACACCCCAGGCAGCAUUAAGUUAUUAAGGAUGCGCUUUGAUUAAAACACUGAUCUGGGCUUUAUCAUAACAGAACAACAGUUUUUAUGAGGGGUCACGAAAACAGAGUAUGUAGGUAUGCAUGUGGUCUUAUGAUGACAUUGUUUUUUAUUGAUCAAUAACUAAAUAAUAACAAAUACAUCUAUGGUUGAGCAAGUUGUGGCAGAGUCAGUCAGAAGAGAAGAGAAAGCUGUGUUAUAGAAACACUGACUGUAAUAGAUCUGACUGAAUAUGGGGUGGUGCAGGGUUGUAGGUAUGCCCCAUUGUGGACUUACGGUUGGGGUUUACAAAACCUUAUAUUUACUACAGAAAACUCUUUUAGCUGUUUGAACUUAAAUACAAGUGACAAUUCUGAGAGGUUUGAGAAAAUACUUUGGAAAAGUUAUCUCUCUCUCUGUUUACACUCUGGCUUUUUGACCCUCACUCAUCUGUUCAACUUAGUGCAGUUCUCUUCCUGGGCCAAUAGAAAGAGUGAAUUAUGCUUCUGUGCCCUCAGGUGUAUUUCUGGACCUCCAGCCCAUCUCUACCAGCCAGUGAGGAGGGCUUCCAGCCAAUGCCCUCCAUCACCAUCAGGCCUCCAGAUGACCAGCACCUUCCCACAGCCAAUACCUGCAUCUCACGCCUUUACGUGCCACUCUACUCUUCAAAACAGAUACUUAAACAGAAGCUCCUGCUAGCCAUUAAGACCAAGAAUUUUGGUUUUGUGUAGAGGUUUGUCAAUUUAAAAAAAAUAAAAAUAUGUUUACUGUUGUGAAAUAUUUACCUAGCUUAAUUUUGUAGAUUUAUUUUCUGUCCCUAUACAGUUUUAUUAAAUUUGAAAUACCGUUCCUCUCUCUCCCCAGGCUGUAAUAUUUUUUUGUGUUUUGAACACAAACACCUUGUUAUUUUUUAUUUUUUUUGUUGUUUUUCUUUUUUUUUUUUAAAUUUUGUUGAUGAAGAAGUUUCCAGUCCUCAACAUUCCUCCAUCUGCACUGUAAAAUAAAAAGCCCGCAGCCCUGCUCUGAUGGCUCAAACCUUUGCUUCCCAGAUAAGUGGUUCGACAAAGGGCUGUCAGCCGAAACCCAGCCAAAGAUGACAGCGGUUGAAGUAUUUAAAAGGAGGAAAGACACACUGUGACUUUAAGUUAUCCCCUUCUAUAAACAAGUACUAUCAUUGACAGUUCACUGCUGCCUUGUGGAAAGUUUGUUUUUGUUGUACAGGGGGAGUAGAAAAUUUCACAAUAAAGGUGGAUGCAAAAAGUGUUUUUAGA